AACUUUUAGCGCGUUUAAAAGCCAAAAUGUAUGGACGAGCUCCAAGAGUGACUUUUACGACACCGAGCAGUACUGCAGCUACAGUUGGUCCCGGGUCAUACGACAUCACCGGGUACAAGACAACAGCAGAAGGUAAGGUAAUUUUUGUGUGUACAUGCUCGUAUUGGAAACAAAACAAAGGAAAUAUACAUGAGGGUUGAAAUGGGAUCUGUCAGCCAACUUUUGUUUUUCUAUGUUGCAGAUGGCUAUGCUCCAUUUUUGUCUUUGACCAGCAGACAACCACUUAUCAAUGAGUCUAGUAAGAUGGUACCAGGACCUGGACUGUAUGACUCCUCUCCUGUCAAGGUAGUGUUCAGCCCAGACAUUUCACAUAGGGGAGAGUGGGGUAAGUUGAGCCACCCCCUGUUGCUUGGAAAUGGUAAAAGACAUUGAUCAUGUGACCAAAUAUUUAGGAGAUGGGCAUCAAUUCAUGGAGUCUGUGAAGGUUAGAAACACAUGGGUGAAGGGGUUAGACAUUUAUUUACAAAACACAUUUUUCACUCUUGAAAGUGAAUUUAGUCUGUCAUAAGUUUGAUUAGAAUUGUGUUCAGACCAAAAAAGAUCAUUUAAAAUUUGUUUUAUACAUCAAUUGUGGUAUCUAUGAGCUACAACAUGAGGUCAAAAACCUAACAUAAAAGUCCACCAUUUUAGUUUAGAGGACUAAUAAAGUCAUAAUACAACUUAUAAAGUGUAAAUAAUAAAGUGGCUCAACUGAGAAAGUAAAGAAGUCUGAUGAGAGGAUCAGCGUUUCAGUUCAGAUUGUUAAAUUGUGUUACCUUUUCUAUUCAAGAAUACAGCUGUGAAUCUUCUGAACCACUUAGCAGUUAUAUGCAAUGAUAAUAAAAAGAAUUAUUGUACCAGUUGAAUAGUGUAUAAUCGAUAAAAAUACACAUGAAUAUGAAGAAGUGACUGUUAUUUAAGGAGAGAGAAGGUGAGGGAGGGCUGGGGUGGAGAGUGGGGGGGUAGUAGGGAUAUGGCUCAACUUACCCCGCUCCUAUGGUCAUCUUACCCCAUACACGGGUUAAGUCAAGACAGUUAUGUUUACACUCCUUCUGUUGGUUUGCAGGGAUGCACAACAUCUUGAAAUAUAAGAAGAUACACUAGUCAGAGACAAAACUAUGAUUGUCUUGAUGUAGUGAUCAAAAUAUGAAAAAUGGCUCAUCUUACCCCAUUCUCCCUUACAGUUAAGGUGCCAUAAAAGCAGCAAAACUGUAGUGGGGAAUUACAGUAUGAGCACUUAAAAUGUUGACAUGACAGUCCUUUAAGUUGCUAAAUUCAUACUUGUUUCCCUGUGUCUGCUUGCCUCUCCUCGUUGUCUCCUUAGCCGAAUGUUCAUGGUGGCUGCAGUCUUCAGAACCGCUCCAAGCGCUUUGAGGAAGUAGUGUCAAAGGUUCCCGGUCCUGGGGCCUAUAAUGUGCUGCCCGCCUCAGGAAACACACUCAGGGUGGGGCCAGUUAAUGCAGGACAGGCCCAGAACCUUGGCAGAAAAAUGGUAAGCAUAUGGCCGAAGUGUGAAUGCUGUGUAAAAGACCAGUCCAGCUAUAGAGAGUUAUUUACAAGUGAUUCUCUCCCUUCUGCCCGUUGGAGUGUCCACACACAGUAAAUUAGCUUUUGUAGUGCAUUUCCUUUGUGGAGUAUGUGCAGAAAACUGUCGUCUUAUAUUAACAGGGUGGAGACUCACCCUCACUAAAUUUCACAGGCAGUGAUUUUGAAGUGUGUUUCUCUGGCGAACAAAGGUAGUUUCUCAUACGCCAAACAGCAAACAGCCAAAUAUAAAACUUUUCCGGGCGCUGUGUUCUGUGAAGUGUCGUUUCUGUGCCAUUUGUUAAACAAAUGAUAUGUAUAGAAGCACCUCAUCAAACUGUGGUGACCGUCAAUACUUUCAGACGGUCAGUCAAAGCUUAUCUUCUGCCAUCUGCAGACCACUUAUCGGUUUUUGGGACUAAGCAAAUACAAUUUUAAACCUUUUGAGGGUCUCACUUAUCAGUUAGGAAACAGAUAAAACUCAGCUUGGUUUAUUUGAUUUAACAUUUAAACACUUAUCACACUAAGAAAAUAAUUCUAACUGGGAUCAAGGCAAGUUUCGGAGAGUAACCAUCACAUAACUAUUAUAGAUGCAAAUCAGAUGACUGUAAGCGUUAAGGUCUGGUAAUUUAACAAACUCAUACAUAGACUAAGACAGAAGGAUAAAAAUAUGGUUACCCUUUAAAAAAAAAGUUUGUUUUUGUGCUUUUUUGCCUUUAUUCAGACGACUGGACUGAGGAUAGUGUUAGAAACUGUGAGAAGACAGUGAGGGAUGACAUGAGGCAAAGGCCCUCACCAGCAGUACAGCUGUGGUAGGGGAACAGAUUAAGAUCAGUCUGGCUAAGUUGUACUUUACAUUCACCUGCUGUGUUAGAUUGAUGUCCAGAUUAUGCAGACACAGGUAAGACUGACCUCGAGGCUUUUAUCUGAUGUGGUCUUCAUUCUGACCACACCAACGUACACGAGGGAUUGACUUAACCCUUUUGUCCCUGUAGGAGAAAAACAAUCCCCCUUUUUUCAUCAUUCUUUUAUUCUUCAUCCUUUUGCCUCUCCUGCGUUUCUUUUUUGUUGUUUGCCUUUCUCUCUCUGUCUCUGUCCUUUUCUUUUCAACUUCAGCCUCAGAUUGGCCCCUGGCAUUGUUUGGCCACUUUGUAAUCCAGGGCACUCUUUCCAUCCCCAACCCUGACUCCUCUCCACACCCUUUCUCUUUCUCUCUGUGCAGUGGCUUCAGGCCAAAAGUCUGAGACCGGUUCGCCAGUCAGAUAUCCCAUCCAUUCCUUCCCCGGGCCAAGCCUAUGGCUAUGAGGAGGACGCCGUAGGUGUGCUUAGCAAGCAGCAGCCCCCUCCCAGAGACACAACCCUGGGGCCAGCCUACUACAAUCCAACGCUGGUAUGAACAGAUAUGCACACACUCACACACACGCUUAUGUUGGAAUCUGAAUAUACAUCCAUCAGAAAAUGAGAAGUAGUGAUUUGUGCACACGUGUGCUUUCAUUAGUCAGUACGAGUGUGUGUCUGAGUGUACUCAGCCUGCCCGCAAGGCGAGGUCCAUUAGUGUUAGGCAGAUCUAAUGCACCACUGACACCCCCCACCUGCACUUCAGUCAGUUGGCCCAAAACCCAUUUCCAUAGCUAAUGAAUGCAGCUCCACUUUAAAAAAGCCGCAGCACACCAAUGCUCAUCCAUUUUACAUGCCAACAAAGAGAGCCAUUAGUAAUUAUUCUCCUAGCGAUAUUACAAUAUUCACUUAAAAUAAUGCACAUGCCUGCUGGCCUGGCUCUCAAUUAAGUCAUUUCUCAUCUGUUAAUGACCACAGAAAGUCAACAGCGUCCUUGAGUGUUGGCCGAGGUUGUGUCAACACACCAGCGCAGGCACAGAGGCGCGCUGUGAUUUAGGGCUAUCAGCAGUUCAUCCAUCUGAGGCUCUUUUUUUUUUUGUCCCAACUUCUGUUCAGCUCUCACUUUGAAAGUUUAGCCUCUGUUUUUUUUUGUGUGUCUCCUUCUAACACAUUUCUGUUUCGAAAGUCAAAUGGUUUUUCCACCCCAUGCUGCUCGGACAGAGUUCAAAAGUGCAGAGUGGCGGAAUUAAGUGCCUAUCUGAGGAUGUGACUUCAAAGUGGCCAGAGCGGCCUUUGAAUGAUAAGGCGUGAGACAGAUAUCAAAGGAGCAAAGCUUUUUUCUGUCUGAAGGAUAUUGAGUAAACAAAAAGAUCUGCAAGAUUUUUUUUUGUCCAAGGUUCAGUUUGAUAUCGACAAAGCAAGACUUAACUGCCUCUAAAACUUUGUUAACAAGGUUGAAGAUGACUAAUUGAUGAGUGUGUUGCCGGUGACGCACAUAUCUGUGGAGCUCAAAGACAGACGCCCCAUUAGAUCAGUAGUUAUGCUGCGUUCGAGUUACCUAGGAAGUCAAACACAUCUACGAAAGUUAUUUUAGCACUUGCCUUGUCUGAAUAUAAGCAAAAUCGGUGCUUAGCUAGGACAAGGCAGCACCAAAAUAACUUUAAUAGAUGUAGCCAUCUUGUUUCUGCCUACAAUUUUGCUUUCUUCCGACUUGGUAACUGAAACUCUGGUAACUCAGGUGUGACAUCAUUCCCAGCUCAGACCUCUUACUUCUGAGGUAACUCGAAUGCAGCAUUAGCUCCUGCACAGGGUGUCAAAAGUUUUAUUAAAAUGUCGGUUCAAUUUCCACCUUUGCCAGAGCAUCAACUAUGUCGCCCAUUUGACUCCAGUCCUAACUCAUUGCGCCUACUUUCCAAUUCAGUCAUACUGUGAAAAAUUCAGAACUCAAAGCUUCCCAUCUGUGCCACUAAAUUUAAAACUAAUGCUCUGUAUUAAAGACUGAAUUUCCCCGCCGUGGAGAGUGGAGAAACCAGAGUCUGAAAUCUGAAAAGUACCUCCUUAAUGUAUGUCUUUAUUUAGUAUUUUAAUGAAUGUUACAGAGAUACCCAAUCCAAGACAGGACAGUGUAUUGGACAGGCCCCACAGAGGAUCAGAUUUUACUGUGAGAAGGGAAUAUGAGGAUGCCGUGGGUCAGAUUGUGCUCCUUCUGUGCAUUUUAAACCAUUCUUGGUUGUUUUUUUGUAACCUGGCUGGGCCAUCCAGUUGCGUGAAUCACUUGCCGUUCCUUCCCACAACAGUCUGGACUUCGGCCAAUUGGGAGCGAAUAUUAGAAAUCAGAAACCGGGCCAAUCAGUGACUGUGUUUCCACUGUUCUCCGGACAACAGUGAAAGGCAGCCCCUGAUUGGUCCAUGUGUAGAUGGUGAUGUCUAACACAUGCUACAGGACUUUUCAAAGCGCCGUUCAUUCAGAACGCCGUUAAUUCUGCAGUUGACUUUGCGUUUAUAUCCGCAGAAGAAGACGUAAAGACAUUGUUUGCUCGCACACGUUGAAAUAUUACCAAACCUUUACUUGAUGCUUGAGAGCCCAGCAGGGAACACAGUUGCGCACUGUGAUGACGUCAGAUGUUUGGUUACUGUGAUUGGCUACAGUAGUCUGUCUAUCAAGGAAAGUACUCCCGCCCACUUUUAGGGCUCCCAAUUGGCCAAAGUCCAGACUGUUGUGGGAAGGAACGGCAAGUGAUUCACGCAACUGGAUGGCCCAGCAAGGCUAGUUUUUUCGGCCCUGACAAUUUCAGCCAGCCUAAUGCUGCGUUCAGGUUAACUCGGAAGUCAGAUGUCCAAGCUAAAAAAAAGACGUCACACCCGGGUAACCGGUGUUUUGGUUACCAAGUCGGAAAAAAGCAAAAUCCUUGUUAUAUUCAGACAAGGCAAGCACUGAAAUAUCUUUCGUAGAUGUAGCCUUCUUGUUUCUGCCUCCAAUUUUGUUUUUUUCUGAUCUUCAUUCCUGUUGAAAGAAUAAAUCACUGCCUCUUUAGAGCUUAAUGAAUACAUUCAUACCCAUAAACUUUCAAACUCUCUCCUUGUACCUCUGAACUGCGAUCCCACCUCACAUGUGACUGUGUGUGAUGCAGUUAUGUUUCUCCUCUAAACGGUGAAGCAGCUGAACAUCCUUGUUUCUGUAUUUCCGUCCCUUUGAACUGGGUUGGUAGAUGAAAGAGGACAGAACCUCAGAUCUCAUCCUUAUUUCACUGUUAAAGCUGAAGAGACAGGUCAGGAACUUUUUGAGACUCUGUACCAACUCUCCCAAAACAGACACACAUACGCAGUUGGAUCAUAAACAAAAAAACGACUUUAAGAGUUGCAGUGACUUUGAUUUAGAGUUCAAUUUCCUUUACAUGCCAGCUCAAGUACUGAGGUGUAUCUGAAGAGUAAAAUAGAGGACCGAACUAUGACUCUCAAUCCCCACUUUGAAUUGAUUUUCCUUUAUUCUCAGAUGGGAAACUUUAGGUUAGCAUAAACUUCAGGGUCUAAUAAGGUCAACUUAGUGCUCAAAAAUCAGGUUUUAUCUUCAAAACUCCUCUGGCAUAAACAUUGAAAUUCCCCAGAGGAUGAAUAUUAUUAACUCUGAUGCUUGAUUAGGACAUGUUAGCACCAAAAGCAGGUCAGAGUUUUCACUUAUCCCUUUAAAUGAUCUCAACAUUUGCAGAGUUCAACAUUGAUCGUCUGAGAUUAUGAUCGGAUUUAAAACCCAACAGCCAUGUGCACUUUUUUUCGUAAACCUACAGUAUUUUGAGGAGAUCUCAGCCAUAUACUGCUCUGUUACGCUCUGGCAGAGAGUCGCCUGCUCCUUUCUAAAUGUAGACUCCCUCACUUGUUAAGCUACAGAGUGAACUGCUGCUAUCUAAAGGGCCGGCGGCGGCAGAGAAAGUCUGCUGUAAAACUCCCAGAGAUAAGAAAGGACAGAGGGUCUCCCCAAGAUCUCUAACACACUCUGGCAUUUUAGCUGAACUUCACAUUUCAUGGGCUUGGCCAGGAGAGAAACCCGAUAAGUCUGAAUUAACCAAAAUUAUUUUCUCUGUCUCUGUUCAUCCGUUUAUCCUCCUGUUAUUUCUUCCUCUCCCUCCAUCUUCUGCUUUUUCCUCCUAUUUAAUUCUGUCUUUCAUCCGCUCCUCCGCCUCGGUGUCUGUCUGUUCUUCCCUUUUAAUCUUCCUCUCUCUGUAGUCAGAGGUGACUUCAGCUCAGAAGUAUAAAGGAGUCCACUUCGGGAACAUGACAGGGACAAGAGGAGAGGUGCUAGUGCAGGAGGGACCAGGUCCAGCCCAAUAUUACCCUGAGAUGUGAGUAUUGUAUGUUCCAUGGUGUGGUAAUAAAUCUGUAUUUAAACAUCUACCUGAAGUCUUUCACAGAGGGUUGAUGGGGGCUUUAUGUUUCUUUGUCUCCUGUUAUUCACCCUACAGACGUUAGAGUUGGUUAGUACUCUUGGCAAGAAAGAAACUUGGUACUUAAAGGAUAACACGUGUUGUUAUCAUUUAGCAUUUAGUCAAACGGAUGUGGUAGAAAUUAAAUAUAGAGUUUGUUGGUACGUUUAAAUAUAAUCACCUGUAUAAAAAUUGUGCUUUUUUUAACUUGGUGUGAGCGUUUCAGAGGGUCUACUCCCACAAAGACUGCCAUCUUCCACUGCCAUGCCGUCACAGUAGCACAAAUCAGGCAAACUAGUAACAUAUGCGGUAGGGCUGGGCAAUAUGGCCUCAAAUCAAUAUUGCGAUAUAUUGAGCAGUUGACCUUGAUAACGAUAAAUGGACGAUAACUACUCCACAAGCUGCUCACCCCCUUGCCAAAUUAACUUCAUCUACUUCAGCCGUCGCUCCAGUCGCUCCAACUUUUGAACCAUCCUCCAUCUCCUUGCCUGUCUUUCCCUCUUUGGUGUGGACUGGAUGGGGCGGAGUCAAGUCUCUGACAUAGGACAACGUCUUAAAGGGACAUGAGACCACAGCCUACCUACACACAUCAAAACCAACUUUUAUUUAUUUAUUUAUUUAGACACCAAAUAUGUUGACAUGGACAAAAUGACGUCGAUUAUUGUCAUAAAUUUAGGUAUCCAUAAAUUUUCGGUUUAUCGCCCAGCCCUAAUAUGCGGCUUUUGUUCAGUGAGCUGCUACAUAAUACAUUAAAUCAAAGAAGAAUAAAGUGGUUGUCGCGGUGCACAAAAUAAUUCAUAUUGAUGAACCAGGAGGUUAGCAAAGCAGCAUUUCAGCUUAGAAUCAGACUACUGGAUGUUGCAUAUUAUCUCAAUUUCCAUGCACUGUGCCUUUAAAGUGUACAUGUAAUUUGACUAUUCUCUUUUAAUGGUUCAUUACAUAUGCAACCAUUUUUUUCACAAAAGACAGAUUCACUUGCAUUUAACUUGAUGAUAGAGACAAUUGAAAGUAGUAUUUAUAAUUAAUCUGCAGUCAAAACCCUCUGUAUUUCAAAUCUAAUGCUUUAAUCAUGAGACAAAAGUGAGAUUAGGUGUCCCAGGACGUCUAAUCUCAGGUGUUCGCUGCAGCUGAGCUGUUACAGAUGUGUGCGAAACAGAAAAGCUGUCCCAACACAGUGAAAUGUCGCUUUGCACCUGCAGCCAGGGCAUUAUAUUUGGCAUUUCCACUGAUAGUAUGGAAGAUGGGCCUUACCAAGCACUUUUACUGUACGAUGGCGGGCACGCUGCCAGUCCAUCUAUUCAUAAAGGAAUCAAUUGAGUAAUAGGAGGGAAAGUCUGCAUGUAAGAAAAUCCCCUGUGGGUGAAGAUCGGCGUUUAAAGCAUAUCAGCGAUACACAUUUGAGUGUUUGAAUCAUUCAGAAAUAACUUGUUACUCUGACUGACAAAAGCAGCAGUCAGCGUUUUUCUUCCCCUUCACUCCUCCUAAUCUGCUUCAUCCCUCUUCUUUCCAUCUUUGCCUUGUUUAUAUUUUCUUAUUUGCUUUUCCAUUACACAUCUCUAUCCCCCUCUUGUUCAAUAUAUUGUAUCUCCCCGGCCCUCCCACUUUGUGGUUUCCUAUUCUGUACGUUCUGAGCAACACUGUCUGUCUCUUUUUAUUCUUAUCUCUUUUGCGUGUUUGCCUGUGUCUUCUAUUUUUCAAAGAUGUUGUCACUGUCUCUGUCUGUCUCAGAAACACAAAGACGCAGUAUGUGAAUAUGAACCUUGAAAAGGAGCAGAGAGGCAGAGCUGAGCUCAUCAUCCCUCGCUACCACGAGCUGGUGCCCAGGCAAGAGGAAAAGAAGGUGAGAAUAUGUUCGUGUCUGUGUGCUUGUACGGGCCGAGGCUUACAAGAAUGGGAUAAAAGCUGUGGAGGACUCAGAUCAAUGUCAGGCUCUGCCGCCGUGGGGGACGGAUUCCUUUUAAAGUCAGUCAUGUAAUGUGCUAAUAAGUGGCAAACAUAACCACAAGGGGUAAUUAAUCCUGCAUGAUAGGAUUUUUAAAGCACCUGGGGGGCAGUGCAGGAAGCUAUAGACACAGCAUCGGCUUAGAGUUGAUUUGGUGGAUGUGUUAGCAAACACUAGCUCAGGCAAAGAGAUUCAUUUGGACUCACUUGAUGAAUGCAGGUCUAAACCCACUUCAUACAAGCUCUGAUUUGCUUUCUAUCCACACACAAAUGUCGAUUUUUUUCAAUUUGAUGAAGAGCACAGAUAGAUUGUUAUAUAACGAGGGAGUUUAUUAUAAUUAGUAAUUUAAUUUCUGAGCCUGUGUUCUUUCAAAUGUUCAGUCUUCUUGCUUUGGGGUGAAUCUCACACUGCUGAACAAACAACCAGCUAAACCUGACUCCAGAUGAUCCAGCGUCUCACUUGACUCUUACUCUACUCUUGUUUAUUCACCUCCUCAUAUUCUCUUGCAUGUAGUCUUUGAUACUGUGUUAUUAGGACUUAUAUUACACAAAAUAAUGUCAGCAAGAAUAAAAGUGCUUGACUUUAUCCUUGUGUAACCGGCCUAAGAACUUCAGACCUGAUUUAACGGGUUUCUGUGAAGAGCAGCAGGAAACUUUUACACUCAGGACCCAGCAUGUGGGAAACACAGCAUUAUUAUAAUCAUCUUCAGAGAAAAGUAGCACUGUCAAAUAGAUAUAACAGCGCAUAAAGUAAACAAAGCUGAGGCGACAGCUGUGGCUUUCAUUUAACAUUUGGUUGCCCGCGCUCUUUGUAGCAUAACCCCUUUAACUACAUUCUCUGCACAGUUUAAACGAUAAGUCUUAAAACCUGGAGAUAAAACUUUGAAACUUUUAUAGUUAAAUGUCUGAGAAGACUUAAUUCUCCUUUGGCAGUCUGGUGGCUUUAGCAUGAUAGGAUUUGAAAAGUGCAGAUUAGGAAUGUGUCAUAAUAGAGCACCUUGAUUUGCAGUAAGAGUAAAGUCAAGGAAAGUGCUUUGGAUUUACUCUGGAUUUAUUCAAGCCCAGGAAAUUAAAAGUGAAAUGAUUCGAUCCCUCUUCCCCUCCGUCUUAGUCAAACACACCAGUGAAUGUCUUUGCCCAUAGGGGGCAGUAGAACACAAGCUUUAUUCAGAGACUCUCAACCCUAUUCACACACAUACACACACACGCACACACUCACACAAACACUGAUAAAUUGAAGCCGGUUGAGUUGAGGGGAGUUACUCACCUGCAUAUGAACUUGAGUAUGCUGGCGGAGAAAUGCUUUGUGAUGCCUUAUUUCUCCCGUUGGAGUGGGAGAGUGGGUGAGGCAGCGUCUUAAAAAAAAUUGGGACUGGAUUUGUGGAGAUAGUGCUGAAAGUAUUUGCUCUGACAUGGACUUACACCUACGUCUUUUCUUUCCCCGUCCUCUCUUUCUUGGAACGCCGUGCUCCUCCGCCGCUCCUCUCGGUUAGGUUUCAGAUGAUUUAAUUGUGCAAGGAUAAUUAUACGUGACAUUUUCGUAGUAAAUGUUCCUCCUAACUUUGCUUGAAGUAAUUUCUAUCAUCCUACAAAUCUGCCCUGACUUCAACCCGAUAACUUUCCCUUCGGUAGAUGUGUUUACGUGUGCACCAUGCUCUGUUUGGACCCCCUGCUGUGGUAGCAACACCCUCAUCCAUCAUCAUUAGUACCUGACCUCAUCACACAUGUACCCUGAGACACACACACACAUAUACACUGGCCAGAUGGGUCAUUACCCACAGUGGGGACACUCAGGACAAACACCUUUACUUCCUAGAGAUCAGCAGACAGUCUUCCUCUAAUGGCUUGAGGCUGCUGCUGUCCCAUAGAGUUUGUGUGUGUGUGUGUAUGUCGUUGUGUGUGUGUGUGUGUGUGUGGUGUUUUCCCAUUAAAAAGGCAUUGUGACAAGGCAAGGGCAAAGACUGAGCCAACAGCUCUAAUAAACCAUUAUCCUGUACACCGCAGCAGUCCAAAAGAGAAAAGUCGGAGUUGCAAAGCGAAGUAUUUUGCCGUAAAUAUGAAGUUGACUGCUAGUUCAUCUUGAAAUUAUGUGAAUUCUAUGUUAACAAAAUCACGGAUUGUGUUGUUGAUGUUUGCAGCACUUGUUAUUUUUAGAAAUGGGGAAGCAGAACAGCUCCCCGCAGGGAAAAAUGAGAAAGGGAAGAAGAAGAAGAAGCAAAAAAAUAAAUAAAAACCCUGGCAGCGUUUUUUUCUCUCUAGAUCUUGGAUUAUCUACCUUUAAACUGAACCAACAACUGGGAUUGGUUUGUUGGCCAAUGUGUGUUGAUAAAUAUUUCACAUUUACAGAGAGAUAAAUGCUUUGGUUAUACAUAUGAGUUAUAAUUCACUCAGCUGUGUUUGCAGUGACCGCCUCAGUACUUAAUCAAACUACUCAAAUGCAAAUUUGUCUUGCUUUGCUGUAUUUGCAUGAUUAUGUAGUUUUGAAUGUGACAUUACAAGAUUCCAGUGUCUCAAAACUGGAUGUAGGGAAGUGAGCAUAUGGGGUGUAAAAGUAGGGGUGCAACGGUACAUAUAACCCACCUGCUUCCACACUUCUGACCAUCUUAGAAAAAGGUGAACAUCAUGGAUUUAAGCAGUAACUCUGUGUGUCCUUGUGUGUUCUUGUUGGGAUGGAUUUGUCUCCAUGACAGUAGUUUGUGCGUCAAAAAGGCAAGUAUGAGGUUUAAAACUGAAGAGCGCAGGAAAGAGAAAACUACACAUGGUUAGGCCAUGGUUGCAGUUCGGUUUCGGUUCGUGUUUUGUGCGCAAAGAGCAAAGUGUGAACUUUUCAAGUGUUACAUCAGGAUUCUUACACUGGAGAUGCUUGGUCAUGUUGCUUGUGUUUCCUUUUAAGUAAGGGACACCUGUCAAGCAUAGUUAGCAGACAGUAAAAUUUCUGUCCACAGUUUUCACUCCCUCGUAGUUGUAUUCAACGGUGAAACUGAAGUUUACCCACACCAGAGAUUUUAAGGCGGCCGGUGCUUCUUCAAAUUUUUGUCUCUGGACUCCUCCGCUCGCACUAGACAUGCCUCUCGGUUAUCUUUUCUCCCGCUUAGUAAAAUAAGCAACCAUUUCUAUGUAUUUCGAGUGGAUAAGGCCGGGUUGAUAGGAGCAGGUCUCUUCUGGGUUUGGGAGCAGAACAAGCCCAAAACAACGACUGCACUUUUGGAACAAGCCCAAGAAACACAACUUACAGCUGCCAAUAUCUUAAAGUGGCUUUUCAAAAUAAGAAGCCCAAAGUAGCUGACAAUAAGCAGACAUGGCAACUAUGGCUGCAUUUUCAGAGUGUGAGUGGAGGCAGAGAUGUAAUUGGACAUUACCACGGUUCGAUAUUUUCCAUGUACCGUUUCAUCCCUAUGUAAUAGUGGGCUGAAAAGGACCGAGUUAGGGAGCGAGGAGUCACUUGUUGAACGAGGUUUCCUUCGAGGUGCGAUGGCUGCUUCUCCUCCUCAGAGGUGUUCGUAGAGGUGUUAUUGUGGCCAAGAGUGUGUAGAUGGUACUGCCUGGGACAAGUGUUGCUUUAGGGUGAUGCAAAGGUGCAGAAAAUCUGAUCUGACUGUUCACACCGAUGAAUGAAUUUCACUACAGCGCCUGAUUCAGAGCUCGAGGAAGAUAUUUGGCACUAUAAGGUGAGUUCCAGCAACAUUUGAGUUGUAUAAAAAUCCUCAAGUAACUUCAGGUAUUUAAACAUAUUUUUAUUUUCAUAAAAAGAGUGGAUUUCAUGAUUGGCAGUAAAUACCUGGUAAUUAAAGAGAAAAACAGCUUAAAAAAUCUUUGACUCAAAGGUCUGGCACAGAGCUGGAAAUGAUGUAAUUAUGUGCUCUUGCACUCUGUGUCUUUUCCCCUCAAAACUUCACACCUAAUCCUCGGUAAAGUACGUAUUAUCUAUCUCUGUGUGCAACUGCAGACAAAACGAUGAAACUGUAGGAAGCAUGUUGGAAUGUAACCAAAGUUUCUCCUCAGAGAUCGGUGUAUAACUGCUAACAAACACCUCAGAAAUCAACACGCUCCGACUGCAAACAUAGUUAAAACACCUCUGCUUCAGAAACCUCCUGAGUUUACCACAAACACAGCAAUUUCCUGGUUCUGCGGUGUUCGGCACCUCCGUGAGUGGGAGGCCUGGUGUGGUGGGCUGUUUUGAUAGUUCUGGUAAUUACUGCUCUGACAUGGUGUAGGAUUGAGAUGUAAUUGUUUCCUGUCACUAUGAAAUAAGAAAAUGUGAGUCUGUUUUUCUCUCCCACUCAGUUUUUAAACAAUGGGUCUUGAUUGCAAAGCAGAGGAAGUGAUAGGUUUGUACCUGCUGUACCUUUGCCCGUGUUUUUUUACAAGUUGCUCAUGUUGUUUCUGUUGCUGUCCUGGUGUCUUUUUUUUCAUCUUCUAAUUGACUUAACUUUCAAAGGUGAAAGUCUUCUGACUGCACGUCUUUUUGCUUUCCUUUUGUUCCCUCAGGGAGUUCCUGGUCCGGGUCAGUACCACAUCAGAAGUCAGUUUGAGAAGCCUGUGAAGUCCUGCGGUAACCUGCCAAAGUUCAGCGGCUCCUUUCUCUCUCAGAGCGAGGUACAAAGCUGACAGGAUCGGGUCAGGGUCUGGUAAAGUCCACAGUAAAGACAGUCUGUGAUUUUUUUGCCCAUUGAUUCUUCUGUGAUUCUGACACUUCUCCAUCACCAAGAGUCGACCUCAGUUUUUGUGCUGCUUUGAUGUCAGUAUGGAGAAGUAUCUGACUCUGAUACAUGGAUCGUUUUCAAGCAAAGUUCUUCCGGUGAUAACCUGAGGAAAUUAGAGACAAAACAGAUCUGAGUGUCUGCUCUGUCUCCUUCCCAACAUCUUAACAGGACUCUUCUGUCUGUUCUAUCCUUUCCUUUCCUUAAAUUUCCCUUUCCUUUCCUUUCCUGUCCUUUCCUUUCCUUUCCUUUCCUUUCCUUUCCUUUCCUUUCCUGUCCUUUCCUUUCCUUUCCUUUCCUUUCCUUUCCUUUCCUCUAAUCCUGUUCUAUCCUUUUCUUUUCUUUCCUUUCCUUUCCUUUCCUGUUCUUUGCUGUCCUGCUGUCCUUUCUUGUCAUGUUUUUUCCUUUCCUUUCCUUUCCUUUCCUUUCCUUUCUUCUUCUUUCAUUUCCCUUUCUUGCCUUCCUUUCUUCUCCUUUUCUUAAUUGAUGCUGAUUUAAUCAACAUUUUUGUCAUCCUGGACACCAUCAAAGAGGCAGACCUUAAGUCUCCUGGUCUACCACUGCAUUGACAGUCAAACUAACCACAACACUAGAUAUGCAAAUAUAUCUAUAACUCUUACUCUUGAUAUCUUCAAAUCAGAUAAGUUGAAUUUUGCUGUAAAAAUAGGUGUUUCAACCCAUGAGGAUGGAGCUCCUGACAAAAUGAAAGACAGAACUGACAUGAAUCAAAUAUCACAGUCAAACUUUGUUAUCCCUAAAAACACAAAAAGCUACAAGAGACUCAGAUACAGUUCAUCCCUAUAAGACAGCUUUCACCUCACAUGUGACUGAGUUUACACACAUGACUGCAUCUAGCUGCUAGAUUCUACAUUGAAAUACUCCCAUAUUCAUUCCUCCUGUUGGUGAAGACGGUAGCCUUUGUGGUCAAAAAGCUUCUGUGAUACAUGAUAAGUAUGUACCAUUAAAAAAGGCCGACUAGAUCCACUUCUUUCAUAGUUUUACUCUUCAUACUGCGCCGUAUGGAGAGAAAAGAUUUAGGGAAAUAUUGAAGAGACUCCUCGGGGAUAAUCUUUGGGCGGUAAAAUAUUAAAUUUACAGUAUCUUAAGGGAGAGUGGAUUUUUAAUAUAGAAUAUAUAAGAUUAAGUAACAGAUCUAAGACACGGCGUCGGGCUUUGCUUGUUUAAUUGAUGUGCUGUAAGAGGAGAGUUCCAUCACAUGGGGGGUGAAGAUGAGUUUAUUAAGAGGCUCAGAGGAGCGCGCAUGAAGGAUGUGAAAAUGUGGAGUUGAAUGUCUCAGGAAGAAGAGCUCAACUCCUCUGUGGUACUGCCCCUUAGAUUCGCUCCUGUGAAACUCUCUGACUGAUGUUUUAAUUAUCGUUGUGACACACCGCUACAAUGUGACGCUGUAUGAUCACGCACACACACACACACACAAACACACACACACACACAUCAGAGGACUUAGAGACGAGUACAUGGCAGACUCAUCUGCAGACAGACACAGACAUGAGAGAGACAAGUUCACUUGUACUGCCGACAUGCAUCCAGAUGAAUCCAUCCACAUUUUCACUUUCAGACACACCCACCUACACACACACACACACACACACACACACACACACACAGAAUAGUUGCCUGAAAAGACCUUAAUAACGUCUGGAACAUAAAACGCUCUGCUAGUUUUUUGGUGAGAACAACUGAUGCAAGAUUCUGGAGCGCAUUUCAUCUGGGUGUUCAUCUCUGUGUGUGUCUGUGUGUUAUAGUGCACUCUGACCUAAUUUCCUGACACAUGCUGUGUUAGUGCGUCGACCCUGUGAUGUCGUCACUGACACCCACCUAGGAGCUGGGACUGUGUGUGUGUGUGUGUGUGUGUGUAUGUGUGUGAAACACAUGCCAGAAGUCAUCUGCAGUGCAGAACUGAGAGCGACAGUUUUCUUAGAUCUCCGUCUCCCUGUGAGUCCGGUUCCAUCUGACGCCGUUACCCUGAGGAGGGAUGGAGAGGAAACAAGAGAAGGAGGGAAUGGAAGAGGAAAGAGGAGGGGGGGAUAGGGUGGAAGAUAAGAGGGACAGCUGGAAUCAUCCAGACCUCGCCUCCUCUUCUCCCUUUGACGUCGCAAUUUCCCAAUAUCAAAGCAUCAAUCCGACACUUUGUCAAAACAGGCUUUUUCCUUGAUUCUCCCUUGCCCUUGCUCCCCCACUCAUUCCCCAUUUCUGUUUUUUGUUCCCUUCUCUUUGUGUCUUCAUUAACUCUAGGUCUUUUUCCUCUUUUAUACUCAGAAUAUUUAAGGUUAAAAGACUCUUGUGUUUCCCUCAUUUUCUGUUCUGCUUCCUUUUAUGAUAUUUUUCAUUUCCUUCUCCCCUCUCUUCAUUUAUGGUUCAUUCUUCUCUCUGUCCUUUCUAUUCACAUGUUGUUCCAUCUAUUUGAGUCUCUUUUGUCCCCGGUGACCCUUCACUUUUUUGGCUCUUCACAAACCUUUCUUUAUCUGAUCCUGGAAUACAAAGAAAAAUGUUGUACUGUAAUGAAAAGUGAGCGGGGAUUGUCUGUGAUGGUUAUUACGAAGUUCACCUUAUUUCCAGCAAUGUUGACACCCUAUAAAUAAAACAGAAAUGCAAAGCAUGAAUCUACAUGCAGUUUGCAACUCAUUGCCAAAAAUGAUGCACCAGCAAUAAUCUGAUAUUACUAUAUUCACACAAUUUUGAAAGCACUUCACCCUUUUUUUCCCUUGUAACUCACUCACACAUCCACACUCACGUCUCCUGACUUGGCAGCCUCACUAUGAUCAGAAUAUGAUGACCAGAUGAAGUGGUGUCUGUCAGUAACCACGUUUACAUGGGCAAAAUUUCUUAAUCUGAUUAAAAAUUUGAGGGAUCGGAUAAUCUGAAUCCACUAUUUAUAUGGGUUCAAAAUCGAAAUAUCCGAUCAUGACGUGUCUGUAUGCACCAAACUUUAUUCAGAUUAGAAGCAUUUGGACAUGCGCAGAGUUGUCUGAUUUUGCUAAAACAACCACAGAAGAUGAGUUAUAUUUACGCCUGUGUGGUCAGCGAUCUUUUUUGGAGGAUGGUAGGGGAAGGUCCCGCCCUCUUUUGCCUCUGAUUGGCUAGAAGUGCUGGGCUCAGAUUGAUUCUUCCUUAUGGCUGUGAAACGUCAUCGUCUGUCGGGUUAAGGUUAGGAUUAGGGUUAGGAUUAGGAGAUUCAGAAGUGCAUUAAUGUUCUGUUCAAUGUACAGAGAGGUAAGCCCACGUUUGGCUGGAGCGUGUGAUGAUGUUUACAGCUUUUCUAGCCAAUCAGAGGUGAAGGAGGCGGGACUUUCCCCUACUUUCCUAAAAAAAAAAAAAAAACAUCGCUACCGGAGGAGCAGACACAGCAGCCGCGGUUAUGUUUUAUGCCAGAGUGUUAAUAAUGAAACCUCCUGUACUGACAUCAAUAAAUAAGCCAAAGGCUAAAGAGUGAAGAUCAAGUCAGGUAAGAGAGACACGAUCGGAAUUAGUGUUUACAUGGACGUGUUUCAGAAUAAUGAUCGGCAUAAACCACCCCUCUCGAUCGGAAUUCAUUUUCUUCCCGAUUGAGCCGAAUUGGAUCAGAAUGUUCCGAUCAACGUGUUUACAUGACGCAUUUUUAUUCUAAUCAGGUAUUUAUUCUGAUUAUUCGUGCCCAUGUAAAUGCAGCUAGUGAGGUUCCUACACUGGUGUUUUUAUUUAGUAUUUCUUUGGUAAUUCCUUUUAUUGCUGUUUGGCUAUGGAGGAAUGUGUAUAAAUAAAACAAAUCCACCUUAAGAAAAGGGGAAGCUCAGCCAGUCCCUGUGAAUGAUGCUUUGUCACAGCCAGUGGAGCAGUAUUAGAUUGACAGAUGGCCACAAACCACAUCUGACUUUAAGUGAACACAGUUUCUUUUGGCCUUGAAACAGCACGUCAUGUAACUCCUACCUCUUUUCUUUCUUCUCCUCUAAUGGUCUCUCCAUUCUUUGACUAAACACUUUCCUCUCCUGCUGCUCCUUUUUGUUUCUUCCUCUCUUUCUUUUAUUUCUCUUUUUUUAAUGCAGUUUUUCAUUCCCCACCAUUUUCCAUAGGCUGGAUUCCAAUCAAUAACCGGUAUGUUUCCAACAGAUCUGAGGUUCGCUCUGCAGUUUGAACGGCACUUUGAUGAGGCACUCUGAGAUUUGUUAAUGCGGACAUGCUGCCAUUUGAGGGAAUCAGGUCCUUUUUUACCCCGCCGUUGCAUCAAUAACAAGCAGCUUAAUGGCUCAGUUUUGAGCGGCUGAAGAGAAAUUUAGAGUAACACAGAAAUGCUAUUCACCCUCAGUAAUUUUGACUGAAAAGGCAACUUAACGGCUCCAGGCUCUUGAUUGCCUGUGUUGUUAGGCUAUCAGAUAAACCCGUUUGUACCUGGUAGUAAAGCAGCCCAGCAGCGGCCGUGCUGAAUAAGCCCUGAUAUCAGCUAAACAGUCAAAGAACAUUACAUACCUGAUUGGGUGCAUCAUUAUUUUUGCAAGGGAGAUGCUGUUUCCUCCAACUCAUUUUCUCCUUUCUUAUCCCACCAAUCUGUCCUGUCUGUUUGCAUUUAAAGCUCUUUCACUCUUUCUCCCAGGACUUUUUUGCUCCUUUUGUUGCGUCUUUUUCAUCUGCUUUGCCGUCUUCUUGUUGAAAAAUAUAAUAGCGGACAGAAAUAUCUCAACAGCACAGGCGUGGACGGCCAUAUUAAACAUCCACAGCAGACGGGUAGAUGGAGGGAUAGAUGUGUUGAUCAUAAAAAGUGCUCAUCUCUCUUUCACGAGUAGAAAGAAACAGUGAAUGGACUGUGAUUAUUUAGUGCUUUUCUAGUCUAGAAACCACUCAGAAUGCUUUUACGGUGCACGCCACUGUCAUACACUAAAGGCAAAGGUUGCUACUUAAAGUGCCCAUCAUGUCGAACUGGUUUAGAAAUGUCCAACUGUACCACUGAACCAUCGAAGCCGUCGAAGACAAAAAGAAAGCUUUUGAUCCGUUGAACCGCGAUGUUUCAGUUUGUGUUAGAGACUAGAGUUCAAAUAGACUUUCUUUGACUUCAAUUCUCUCUCCUGUCACUUUUUUAAACCACUUUCAAUACCUUCCUUUGUGUCUCUUCUUCAGAGGUUCAGCCCUGUGAAAGAAGUGUCGCCCCCUGUUGGUGCAUAUAAUGACCCGCGCUGUGCCCUGGAGCUGCUGAGGAAGACCACAGGAGUGAAUAAGAGCCCAUUUGGCAUCACCGCAGCGCGCUUCUAUCCUAACCAUGAAAAAUCUCCCAUGCCAGGUCAGGUCAGGGCGUGUGCAUGUUUGCCAGCUGUAUUCAAAGACACAUUUCUUUUGAAGACACUGUAUUCAAAGACGUGUUUUUCCCUCAAAGGGAUCCAGUUUUGUUCAGAGUGUGCAAAAAGACAGAAUAUAUCGAUCGAUUUCCUCUCAUGCAUCUGUGACUUUUAGAUCUACUGACCAAAACUUGCCCGUUUAAGUCAUCAUAUUAUCAGUACUCUGUUUUGCAUGCUCCCUUAAAACCACACAUGCUGCUAAAUAUUAGAUUAAACACAUGCUCACAAUUUCAAUCAAAAAUAACAAGUUUAAAAUCUAUAUACAUUCUCCAAGCCUGAUAUUUUACACUAAAGAGCAGACAUUUAUGUCAGGCCUUCAAUUCAACAUUAAACCCCAAGGUAUAUCACUGGAUUUGAGCACAAACACACGGCUGGAAAGAUGAAAUGUCAGUGUGGUGUUCAAAUGCAGGUCAGGGAGAGUUUUUGAUAUAUAGGUUGUGCUGCAGAAUUGACAGGUGAAAACAACACUUUCUUCUUGAAAUGUCAUUGUUGUACCCAACUAUUGAUUCGAAAGGCUUCACUCUUUUCAUUGUCAUUUCUGGAGACGUUGCGCAAAAAGUUAGGUGAAUAUUUUGUCCUUUAAGGGGGGAACUGUAAGAAUGUAAAUGACUUCAACGAGGACCUAAUAGCGAUAGCUGGACGACUGAGUCAGAGCAUCCCUGAAAGUCUUAGAAGAAGAGAGAGGAUCAUGAGUGACUGAGGCUAAUUGAUGAGCAUUGGGGGGGCUAUAGGCUAGUCUCUGUGAUCUGAUCCAACAGACUGGAGCUCAGACUGCUGAAGGAGUAAUUGCUGCUUCGGAUAAGGAAGUGUCAGACGACAUUGCAUUGUGGUUUAGUGUGUAUGGGGGCUGUGUAACUGCAGGCUGAGCAUGCUGUCCACGCUGAGAGAACUGGACCAUGGAGCAAUGGUAGAAGGUGAUCUCAGGGAGCUUGAUGAUUCUGAAUACUCCAGGUCCUCAUCCAAUUGAACUUCUGUUUGAUGUUUGGGACAACAGCAUCUGAUUAUUGGAGGUUUCACUGCGCAGGACUUAAAAGAUCUUCUGCAAAUGUUUCAGUGCUUUAGGGGACUGACGGGGUCCAUGCGACAUCAUUUCAGAAUGAUAAAACUGAUAAGGGCUGGGCGAUAAACCGAAAAUUUACCGAUAUCGACAUUUACAACAAUAACCAAUCAUUUUGCCCAUAUCGGUAUAUUUGGUGUAAAAAUAAAUAAAUAAAUAAAUAAAAGUUGGUUAUGGAUGUGUGUAGGUAGGCUAUGGUCUCAUGUCCCUUUAAGACGCUGUCGCCAGAGAUGUGACUCCACCCCAUCCAGUCCGUAACAAAGAGGGAAAGACAGGUGAGGAGAUGGAGGACGGUGGCCGAAGUAGACAAAGUUAAUGUGGGAGGGGGUGAGCAGCUUGUGGAGUAGUUAUCAUCCAUUUAUCGCUGUCGAGGUAAACUGCUCAAUAUAUGGUGAUAUUGAUUUGAGGCCGUAUCGCCCAGCCCUAGAACUGAUAACCUAAAUGUCACUGAUGAUUGGUGUUUAUCCAGUGUUUCCCAUAUUUACCUCAUUUCUCAUGGCAGUAACAACACAAUGUUUUUGUUCUGUUGUCUCUCUUAAUUGCUUGUGCUUGAGCGUAUUUAGCAACGAUUCCUUCUUUUGUGUUUCUGAGCAUAUUUUCCUCUCAAGCUGUUACCAAAGCCUUUGUUCACACAUACAGACAAACAAACUGUAAAACGUUGCUGUUGUGGAGAAAACAAUGAAAACAAAGGUAACACAUAUGUGUCUCCAUAUACCAUUUAGUUUAGUGUCAUUUUCAGCUAAUCCAAUGUAAGUGCUUCUUUUUCUACCAAUAUUGAAAGGCGUGUUAGCUAAAGGUACACCAGAGUUGCACAUGUCUGGUGUCUGCUUUGUGUGUUUACUAAUAGAUUCAACGUAACAGAAGUGUUUUACUAAUAACAGUCUUUCCGUACUCUGUGCAGGUCCAGGAUCCUACAACGUCUUUGAUCGAGGUUUAGCCUGUGAGAGUUUUAAAAAGGCAUUUUUACAGAGGACCAGGAAGGGAGGUUUUGGCUCCUCUGCUCAGCGCAGCUCCAUCUUCCACAAUAAGGAAUCAAUAGAAGCCCCAAGUCCAGGCCAGUACGAGGUAGGAAGAUCCAUCACUGCAGUCUUUCGUUAUUUUUCUUUCUGUUUCUUUCUUUCUGUAACGAUGAAUGUUCUUCUAUCAAAAGUCUAAAAUAUGAGGCUCUGUGAUUUCCUGACAGAAAGCUACUGUAUUUGUGUUCAGACAGAAAAGAAGACAGAGGAGCACUACAAACAGCAGCACACCGCUGUUUUCAGAUCAGCCACAGAGCGUUUGUCACUGCCAGCUAAAGUAAGUCUCUCCCACUUCCACUCCCUCCGGAUCCUCACGGUUGUCUUUGUCUCACACGUUCUUAUCCUCUCACCAAGUUCACGAUGUAAAGAUUUUAAAAUCUUACUCAGCAGAGGAGUCCAAGACAAAGUUUAACAGCAUCACACGCCAAGUUUUUACUUUCAUGAAUUGGGACAUCACAGCAGAAGCAUCUGACCCACUGUUUCAGGGGGUUCCUGUUUUCCAGCUGAUGAUUUCCCUUUACAGUUUCUUUUCCUCGUUGUUAACGCUCAUUCAUGCUGGAGAAAACAGGUCAAAAUUCAUCCUCAUUAUCUUCAGUUCCUCUCUAAAACUGCUUUUCUUUUUGAAGUUUUUUUAUCCUUAGUCAUAGUUUAGGUUUGUUUUAAUCACAACUCAAAAUGAGACUUGUAUAAGUUUUGGUAAAGUGGUUUUAACUGGUUCAGACUCAGAAUCAGAAUCAGAAUCAGAAAUACUUUAAUAAUCCCCAGGGGGAAAUUUCUUUGGUUACAGUACUCCAGUGCAAAUGCAGUAAUAGUAAAAAGAGUAAAAACAGUAAAAGAGGAGAUAAAUAAUAGAUAAAAUAGAAGAUAAAAUAAAAUAAGUAAAAAUAUAAAGAUAAAUAGAUAAAAUAAGUAAAAAUAUAAAGAUAAAUAGAUAAAAUAAGUAAAAUAAGUAAAAAUAUAGAGAUAAUAUACAAGUAUUUACACUAUGAACAAAACAAAUAGUGUCAUUGUAUGCAUAUAUGCGUAAUAAUUUCACAACAAUGAUAUGCAUAAUUAAAAUCCAAUUUUUUGAAGUGUUAUGCUGUAAGAUCUCGCAAGUGCGAAAACAAAAUGAGUUUAUUUGAGAUAGAAUCAAAAUAAAAAAAUUCUAACUUACUUUUUUAUUCCAAAAUUUCGCCUCUUUGAUCGUAACAGUCAAGUGUUUUCAGUCAAGGUAUUUAGAUUUUGUUGUCUUGUUGUGUUGUUGUCUUGACUCAAGAUGUUCAGUGUGUCAUCCACAAAUUCAGGCCAUUAAUAAUCAGAAGAGUAGCUCGAGCGGAACAAUAAUGGGUCAUGUAAACACUUCAAUCAGAAGAAAUGGGUCAAAUCCUGCUCAUUGGGAAAUAACUUUCACUUUGAUCAAGAGUGCUGGUUUUUCUGAGGCCAAGUAAAGAUUUGCAUCCAGAAGUUUCUGGUCCAGGUGGAAAUUAUUUCUGCUGCACUUCUGCCUCAUGUGACGUGUGACAAGUUUCCAAUUUUGUUUUUACCAGACUGGAUGGAGGCAUUUCAGGAGAUAACAAAACCUGCCUGUUGCUGAAACUUACUAUGUUUUAGGAGGGAUUUACAAAACAAAUAAAAAAUUGAAAUAGAAUAUAGACAUCCAGAAUAUUGACAUGGCUUGGGAGCGAUGUACAAGAAUGCAGCUGCGCUGAUGUUUUUGUACAAGUUUGAUACAGCGAUGCAGCCACAGUGGUGUUUGUUAACACAGGCAGAAGGAACCGUCUCCUUUUCUGCUAUUUUGGUGUUUUGCAGACAGAAUACAUGCACAGAGCGGCUCUGUCUGUCAUGCAUUUGGCAUUUAAUCAGGAUAAAACCACUGACAUCAAGCCUGAUGCUUGUGGAUGAAUGUCCUACUCCAAUCAGAUCCAUGUAAACUUGACUUCUUUUAAAGGUACAGUACGCAGAAUCUAGCUGAACUAACUUGGUAGAGAUGGAGCAUAAUAUUUCUGUGUCUACUUAGAUGUUUAAUCACCAGAAUAUAACAAUUGUUUUGUUCAGUCAAAAUGAGCGUUUUAUAUCUACAUGGGGGGGGUCUUCUCCCACAGAGGCUGCCAUCUUGCAACGCCAUGUUUCUGCAGCUGCACAGAGUGGAUCAACUCGACUGAUGAGUUUUUGAAUUGAGAGAGAGUAGAGAGAUGUGCUGGCGAGAGGGAGGUUGAUUUCCAGCUGAUAGAUGUUUUUGAUAGUAAAACUUGACCAUUGGAGGAUCACAGUUGUCUUGCAUCACAGACUAACCAGUGUAGCUUCACUGACAAGAGGGAUGAGCAAAGGAACGCCUCAGCUUAAAGUCUGACUGCUGUGCCUUCAUUGAUUUAUUCCAUUUUAAAUCCAAAGCUUGAUGAAAUAUCACCAAAAACCUGUCUUUACAUUUGCUUUAUGAGAAAUACUGUAUAUAUGCAGUAUCUGCUAACUUAUUAAUCGUGCUCUGUUUGACAGAGCGCUUCCGUGAUGCUAUGUUUGCAUUGUGAAAGCUGCCGUUUUUCACCCUGUUUGACACAGGAUGGUGUUUACUUGCAUAUAAAUAAUGUGCUAAUGAAGAAACACAGAGGAGCAGCUGGAUGUGAGGGUUAGCGACUGACUCCAGUAUUAAAAUUAUGUUCUUGGGGAAAAUUAUGUAAAUUUCCUUCUAAGUGAAUGCGACAGCAUUUUUAAAAUUCCAGAUACACAAUUUGUGUUUUCAAGUACCCUUCUGGGUACCAGCUGGUGUUUACUCUGAUUUACUCCAAAGGUUAGAAGUGUUAUCUGAAUCUUGAGGCAAAGGUCUACAGAAAUUAUUUUAACACUGCAAAUUAGACUGCUCUCUGGAAACACAGAGUUUAAAGUGUAAUUCUGUCCUCAUCACAGAGAGCAUGAAGACUGGUGCUGUGAUGUGCUGGUUUACUGGGUUAAGUCUGUCAUCUUGGAGCUUUCAUACAUGCCUCACUUAGUUUUACUGUAUGAGGUUUAAACACAAAGAGAAAGGUGCUGGCAGAUUUUUUUUCACACUCCAGUUUGAAGAGUUGAGUGACCCACAAACAGUGAAACAUCAGCUUUAAAAGCAGUCUCUCAAAUCAGAAAAUCAGCUGUUUAGUCAUCACCUGUGCCCUUUAUUCAUCAGUUGGUACUGUUAGGACACAGAGCCCUGCUGUUUUCCAUCCCUGCUGUCUAAUCAGAGAGUGAUUUUCACCUCGGACACCAAGUGAAAGCAAUUAACUAGCUGGUAGGACAGAAAACCAGCAGGACUCCAGUUCAGAGGGAAAGGACAGAGAGAUCCUGCCUUGACAAGUGAGGAGUACAGCACAGUUGCGACACAUUACAGCAUCACUAAUACAUCUGCAUUCAAGAGUGGACAAGAGUGGAGAGUUGGAGAAAGACAGUCACUUUAUUUCUUGUACCACCCUUCUGAGUCCAGCUUGUACUAAGACAGUUGUCAUAUUAUUAUCUUGGUGGUUAGAAGUACCAGUUUCUGUGUUUACGGCCGUGUUGCUCUCUGUACUUUAUGUCUCUGUGGUUUGUAUUCCACAGAGCAGAGCGUGGCAUCUGUUCCCACUUCUAUUUUUACGUUCAUAUUUUUGUUUAACAGUCUGGACAAACUUGCUUUUACUUCUAAAUUUACACCCCUGUUUGUGCUACAGACGAUGUUUAUCCAGACGAUGUGGAUUCUUGGACUCCUCACUUUGUGUGCACAUCAUAAAUGAACCUCGGCAAGUGUGAUGACACUCAUUAGAGAGAAGAGAAUGAUCCAUUAAGAAUUCUGGUGCUGAUCGUCUCUGUUAUAGUCUCUACCUCAUAUAUCUGUCUGCACUGUUUGCCAUUUUUCACCACAAUGGCUCUGUGUAGUUUGUUGUCAGGCUGCAGUAUAUCGUGCUGAUGGAUGAUCUGGCUCACUCACAAUCCUCGGUGCUAAAUCCUGAUUUAAGACUUGACAGCGUGACUGUACACAGUCUAAAAGGUGUCAGUGUCUCACAUUGUCAUGCGCUGAUACAGUGCAGAUAAUGUGUAAACUUAGAGUGAGGGGUGCCGCGAGUUCAGUGAUCAGAGGUUGGCUUUCGUUUUAUGUCAGACACGCGGCGUGAUUAAAUAUUUAGCAAUAGCUUUGACUGGAUUCAGCUCCCUAUAGCAGUACCUCCAGCUUGUUUUUGUGUACCCACAAACAUAAUUGGCUGCAAUCACAGGUGGAGCUGGCAAGGUCAGGGUGAAAAGAAGCAGUUGGCGGCGCCAUGUGUCACAGAGGCAGCACAUGUCCGUCUACAGCCCUCCUCAGGAAAUCAGCAUGGCUGGCUGUCACAAAGACUGCAGAGAGCGCAGGGUUUGGACCGAAAAGAGGAAAAAAAAAGGAACCCAAAAGCUCAUUAAACUGUUCUUAAGAGAUGUAAUAUCCUCUCCAUAUUCCCCUCUAAGUCCUGCUCUCUCCUUUUUCCUCUUUUUGGGCACCACCUCUGAGUGCUCUGUGGAGAAGAUCUGAGGCCCUUUGUAAUGGCUCCACACUGAGCCCCCUUUAUGACCAGUUAAUGAAAAAUCACCCAGGGACGUCUUAGCUGUAACAGUUAGCCACAUGCGGCGCUGCAGCCUCUGCUGUAUCCUUGGUAACAGCUCCCCGCUGCGAUGGAUAUUAAAAGUGUCUAAUCAGGAAACAAUCGCCAUCAUGAGAAGGGAGACAAGAAAGCGAGAGAGAAGAAAGUCUCAAAGUACGUCUUAAUGAUCUGUCUGAUGUCUGAAUGCUGAUGUUGUCUGUGCUCUGACUGAAAAGAUUCAUGUUGCAGUAAAGGUUGAAAUUUUAGAGGACUAUAAGGACUAGAGGCCCGAAACAGUGGCUAACCUAUGCUUAUUAUUUUAGUAGAUUUUUCUUAUCUUAUGGCAUACCCUCAUUCAAAGGAAGCUCAAAAUAUGGCAAUUUAAGUCAAACACACUUCAAAAGAUGAGGCCAGUCAGAUCUGUGCUUUAGCUACAGGUCCAAAUCUGAUAGGAGAUGAUUACCUGUCUGAGAAGAAGAAAGAAUAAGGCAUGUUGUUAGGAAAAAUGACAGAUCUGAAAGCAGAGAUUAUUCUGAAUGGAGCGUUCGCCUUCCUGCCACGUCUACUCCAGAGCUAUUUCUCCUUAUCUUCAUCUUUUAUUCUCUCCUCCUCCUCCUCCUCCUCCUUCUUUCUCCCUCUCCGUCUCCUGCUUUCUCCUCCAACACUUCCUGGUGGUGACCUUUCUGUAGCAGAGGUCGUGGGAUACCCUCGGGCGGCGCUGGGAGAGAAUCAGUGUGGAAUUUAAUUUGGACCGAUGUUUUACCCCGUGGCAGUGGAAUUCCUCUGUCUUCCAUACAUCAGUGAAAUAUUGUCCUGUCCCUCCAAGCGACAGCAGAGAGGUUUGACAAGGAGCUUUGUCUCUCUGUCAGUCACUCUUUCACUAAUAUGUUUCUGCCUAUCCUCAUCCAUGUCGAUUUUGUUCUGUUGCCAAUGAUGUUGAGAUUAAUAGAGGUCCUGAUGGAUGGUUAUUGUUAAACUCAGAGUGAGGAGAUGUCAGAAUGAAAGGGCAUUUAGUAACAGCUAAAUGCACCAAUGCCAAAGCAGAAGGACAGAUUUCUGUCUUAAACAACUUCCAUCUCUGGUUUAUGAUUUGCUAUAACAUAAAAACAAAAAAGACCAAGAUGUAGAAAGUCUAGAUAUAUGUCAUGAAGAAAGCAACUAAAAAAAGGGUUUAUUGCUCAAAAUCCAAGGAACGGUUCCAAGAGAAAACAAUAGAGAUCAUGAGUAAACCCACAAAGAGACAACACUAUAGGCAGCACUGGAGGACAAAUCCUAAGACACACGGAAAGUUCCCGAACAAAAAACUCAGAUUAAAACUAAGUCCACUGAAGAACCAGAGCAGAAGGGAAGGGAUGCAGAGAGCGCUUACAUAUCGCCAUUUCAAGGCAGGUUUUUACGCUGUUGUUAUAACAUCUAAAAAGUAUAGGACCAAACAUGUAACAGGGUCAAAGCUGUUCCUCCUCUGGGAUGGUGGGAAGAUGUUGUUGAGGUAAUUUCAGUACCUUUUUCCAACAGCAGAGGUGCUGUUUGUAGAGGGAAACAGCAGAUGAAGAAUUUCCCACACAUAGAUGAUACAUGAGCGACCCAGGAAAAUAAUGUUUUAGCAUUUUCCAUCAUCUAUGCAUAUAAGAUUGCCAUACUUUAUUAAUAACCCAAUAGACAAUCUUCAACUCUUUACUUUAUGCAUUUGUGAUUUCACAUCUGUUCUGCAGGUAGCACAAAUUAAUGACAAUGCAAGAGCCUGUACCUCCUCACAGGGGGCCUUAGCAUGGAAUAAUUUUACUGGUUGACAUCUCUUCAGACAUUUUCAUUGACUCCUACAUCUAUUAGAGCUGUCAAAAUUGCCCCAAAAUAAUGUUUAAAUAUUCAGUCUAAAAAUAACACAAAGGUUUGAACAUAUUAGAAUAUCUAGCUUGCAUAUAACUUUAUCUCGCUGAGCAUUUUUUCAGUCUACUGUGUCUGCCCAAAAUCCGAAUAAUUUCCCCAAAUGGAGCUUCUAAAAUUUGUUGGAGUCCAGACCACUCUCUCCAAGUUUGGCUCCAAACAUCCCGCCAUUUCUCUCUGCAUGUGUUUAUUUAAUAUUCAGAUAUUAAAGUACACAUUUGAAUCUCGUUUUUUUUUUUUUCUUUUAAUAUUCAAAUAUACAAUAUAUUGGAAUUUAGAAUAUUCGUUGACAACCCUAACAUCUUUAUGGUCUCACAGAAGUACCUUUUGCAUCCUUUCAAAUCAGUUUUGGGUAGUGAAAACAGAGAUAUAAAAACAUACACUGAGCUGUUUACAUUCAUGUGUGAAUCCAGCAUCAUGAAUCAGGUCACGAGUUUAGUUUAUUGAUACACUCCCUAAGCAGCAACACAAGAGUAAUGGAUGAUUAAAUUAAACCAGAUCAAUCAUUUAUAAUAAAAUACAUAACUAAAUGAACAUAGCAGAGCAGUUAAAGAAUAACGUCUGUCCAUAAAGCCGGUCUAAAGAUCAGCUUUGGUUUGAUCAUCCAAGCAUGGUUAGUUAACUAUAUGAUAUAGUGAUAAACCUGGAAAAACUCACAGCAAUAAUUAUGUCUCAAUUCUAACUUUUCCCUCUGAUUAACACAGAUCACUUGACUCGCUGUCUGACUUCAGUUGGAAGAUAGUAAGCUGUAGCAUAUGGUACAUCCUCUGUGGGAUUAUUACCCACAGUCACUUUGGCUGAGUUAUGCAAAACAGAACCCUCAAAUAACAAAGCAGCAGCAGCUUCAGGUAUGAACCAAGCGUAUUUCUGCAUGACCUUCAUAAAGCUGGUAUCCAGAGAGUGAGGCAGUCUCUACAUUAACAAACAACUUCACAAUAGUUUCUUUUAAAGGAAAGAAGAGUUAAAGUAAAGGAUGUGUUUGCCUACGUUUCUUUUUUAUCCCAAAAAAAAACAAUCUCUAAUCCUUUUUGAGAUAUUUCAUAAAAGAUCUGUUUAUGAGGAUCUGUGUUCCAGUUUUGUUGUGAUGCAAAACACUGUUUUGUUCCAGCAGGUCUGUUGACUCUAUGUACGUCUUUCCAAACAGAUGAAAACAGGCAAUAAUAUCUGUGCCAGUCAGACAAAUUUCACUUUAUCUGAGCUAAUAUCUGCCACCCCGUGAAUGAACAACACUUCAUAAUUCUCCUUUGUCAGAGUGAAACUGGCACGAUGGAACCAGACAGACAAUAUUAAAACACAGCUUUUAUUACUUUGACCGCUGACAGUGAUUGGAAACAGGAUUCAUAACAAACCAAGCAUGUGGAAAUAAUAAUGAAAACAAAUGGAAGAGAAAAAAAAAACAAAAAACAGUCACUUCAUAACCGGAGACAUUUCCAUCCUUAACUUAGCAGCUCUCGCAGCUGCUUGCUAGUGCAAUUCUCUCACUUCUAAAGCCAUGGCAACUAAUAAUGUGACUUUGUACUCGGUGGUACAUUUACAACCACCUUGUAAUUUCCUCACAUGAACUGGAAUUGAAAGGUUGGGAGGUACAGGUGCCACAAUUACAGUCAUCUUGCGGUGGAAAGUGCUAACCGUGAGGGCUUCUGCAUCACAUAUGACUCAGCUCUAUACAUGUUAGCUGCUACAAUCGUAUACUUCUAGAUGUAACUUUAAUACGAGCUAACAGAGACUAGACUGCUGAUUUGUCCCUCUCUUCUAAUGCCAGAGCCACACAACAUAAAAAUCAUAUUAAGUAGCUGCUUUAUUGUGUUUUCUGGUCUAGCGACACAGACAGACAUCAUCCGCAAGGCCUGACGCCAUCAUGGAAAACCUCAUUAAUGCCAAUUACGAGUGGAAAAACACCAGAUUGCUCUCAGAAAAAGAUAGCGCAGACAAUGGACUUAAGGAAGACAGAGGGAGAGGAGGGAGGACACUGAAUGGAGAGAGCAGUGGGAGGGAAAGAAGGAAAGACAAAGAGAAUGACAGAGAGAGUGCCUCUGUGUAUAAUGUGUAAUUAUCUAUCCUAUUAGCUCUGGUUGAGAUAAUUAGAGUGUUUGCUAAACAUACAUUUAUCAAACUGAGGAGCAGCAGCGUCCCCUUGCUAUGCACAAUGAGCAGAAGACAAAAACGAGGAGGUGAAAUUAUACAGAGCAUGAUAGAGGGGGGAGAAAUGGACAGAGGAGAGAUGGAGAGAAAGACAUGCUGAGAAGUGAGGGAGAAAAAGUUAAGAAAGAUGACAAGAAGUAAGACAUUUGUGGUCCUUGGGUUUAAAGAGAUAAAGCUGAUAAAUAAAUAAAAAGCCAUUUGAGUCAGACGAAAAGCCUGACAGUUGCAUUGAAGGUAAUGCUACUGGCAAGAUAUUCUUGAAGGAUCUGGGAUAGGAAAAUAUGCAAUGGCCCAGGGUUCGCCACUUAUUGACUUUUUGUCUGUGUGUUUCAUUGCAUUUUUAUGAUAUAUCCAUGGACAGCUAAUGGCGUGUCAUGCUGCAGCCUCUAUUUAUGGGAGACAAGGGAGUCGGGUGAUGAAAGAAAGGAACAAAAACAGGAAAAUGGAGUUAUAGAUUUGAUAUGGAUUUAACUGUCAGCUGUCAGGGUAAUGAUGAUGAUGCCAGUCCCUGUGAGGAUUCAGGCACAGACGAAUAUGUACUCGGAGGAUAUGACUCACUGGAAAUGUCCCCCACCCCACACACAUUCACACACAUAAACAUGCACAAAUAUAUGUAACGGCACCCAGAAUAUACAGACAUACUGCGUAUCUGCAUGCACUCAUUUACAUGCACAUGUAAUGUGUUACCGCACUGACAUAAACGUGCUCAUGCGCAUUUAAUUGACUGAUGAGAAAAGUACUUGGUGACACUUCCAGCCCGAGGCUUCAGACAGUAACACUCCCAUCAUGCUCUGCUCAAUAUCCCCCUGAACAAUUCAUAAACGUGAUGGAUAGAAAGAUUUAAAGGGGGAGGGGAGAGCAGUGUAGUAAUGUCGUCAUAUGCAGUGGCGGUAUCGACUUGUCUUUUUCCACACGUGAUUAUCACUCCGUCUGUCUUUCUUUUUCAUCCUCCUUCCACUCUGUUUCAUCUGCAAACAAAUCAAAAAGGAAAUGAGUAAUGGGAAUCCAUUGGUAUUCCUCUGUGGAUUUAUGGCAGUUUACCUAAUCUACCUGUCCUAACUACUUAUCUGCAUUUACCAAAACAAAAAGUCCAGGUGAAACAGCGCGCUGAUUAGCUCGGCGUAGCAAUGUCGCUAAAUAAAAGUCAAACGGGAUCCCCAGAAAUCACAGCAAGAUCACCGUGUCAAACCAAAAGAAAGUGUUGUUUCUAUUUUUUUUGUAUUUUAGGUAAUUAAAGAUGAACCAGGACGGUUAGCAUGUUUAAAAUGCCCACACAUUGCUUGCUAGCUAACAUUCUGUUGUAGCCCGCUCGCGAAUUUUUUUGGAGGAGGAUGGUAGGGGAAGGUCCCGCCCUCCUUUGCCUCUGAUUGGUUUUAAGUGCUGGGCUCUGAUUGGUUAUUCCUUAUGGCUGUGAAACAUCAUUGUCUAUCAGGUUAGGGUUAGGGUAAGGGUUAGUGUUAGGAUUAGGGUUAGGCGAUUCAGAAGUGCAAUAAUGUUCUGUAAUGUUCUGUUCAAUGUACAGAGCCGACAGCUCGCGUUUGGCUUGAGCUUGUGAUGACGUUUCCAGCUUUUCUAGCCAAUCAGAGGCGAAGGAGGCGGGUUUUCCCCCUAUCAUCCUACAAGAAAAAAUAUUGCAUCUGUUUAUGAAGUGCCCUUUUUUCUGUGUUAAUGGUGAAUUUUAUUUGAUUGUGCUCUUUCCUUAACUUUCCAGUAGCUUUUGAAAUUUGCUGUGUAUUAUGGAUGAAAACAGCAGAAGUUUAAGCCACUCAUUCAGAAAAAAGUACAAAUUUAGUAGAUUUCAUCAAACACAGAUAAACAUCUGAUCACCUGUAUAUCAUCUGGAUGUAGCAUUUCAUUUAUUUUAACUCGGUCACCUUAUAUUUCUGGUUUUUAGACUCAGAUGUAGAAUUUCAGCCAAACAGAAACCGAUUAACCAGUUUAACCAACACCUCACUACAAGUCUUUUCCUGUACUGGCAGAAAUCAAAAUCAUGAUACUUAAAAACUUCACAUCUUCAAUUAGUGUCUCAGAAUAAAAUUGACCUUUGCAGUGGCAGAAAUCUUAAAUUCAAAGACUUCAGUCUGAUCUAAUGUGCAGUGUGUUUUCUUUGUCGUCUUAUGUGUCUCUAUUUUGGCCUCCUUAGAUUAUAAAAUCUCCUGAUCAUUGACGAAGGCAUGAAAGGAUUUAACAUAAACUUUAAAAAUCUGUUAGCAACUUUUAGAGGCUGCUGUUUUCAUGCUCCUGAUUAUCUUGAGAAACCAGAAUUUUUUUUUCUUUUCAUAAGUGUAUUUUUGGGCUGUUUAUGCAGGAAAAAGUGAAGUGAGAGAGGACAAAGUCAUGUGGCAAAGGGUUGCGUUUAGUUAUUGACUGCUCUCUGCUAAAAAUUGCUCUAACGUUGGUGCUUUUCAAAGGCUAUUGACGUUGAACACAUUGUUGAAAGAAUGCCGUCUACAAUUGCUCACUUGCUCACAAAGGUGCUCAAUAUGCAUGUUCACAAUGUCCAAUGGUGUUAGAUGUAAUUUGCCGAUCAAACGCUGUCGCCACCUCCUGCUCUGUCACACUGAUGCGGUUAUUUUCUGUGUUUUUCUGUGGUUGGACAAACAUUAUAAAACACUUCUGGCUUGGAUAGGAACUUGUAUUUUUUGAAAACGGAGUUGGAAACUGUUAAAAAUAUCAAUUUAGUGAAGAUACAGAUUGAGAAUCGGGAUAAUUUGGGAGAGAAAGAGAGAGGCUCCAGCGACUGGAAUAAAUGAGUGUGUAUGCAUGAGCAGCAGAGGAAAAGACAGAGAAAAGAGAGCAAAAGAAGGGAGUCUUAAAGUGUGAGAUGGGCCACAGAUGGAGAACUUGUCUGUGUAGCACUUUCAGAUUUUAUGAUGUGUGGAUGCUCUCUAAGUUAUUGCUCGGAGGAAGAGAUCACAUACGCUCGGUGAAAUUCUUUUUCUCUCUUUCCUUGUCUUCUCCUCUUGCUGUGAAGUCCUGGUUAUUGUUACCUCCCUGCUGUCGUGCUGUUAUAAAACAAGUCGACUGAAAAACAGCCCUUCCUCAAAAACAGCCUGUGACUUAAAAUAAAAGACAUUUUACAAGUAAAGGUGGAUCAACACGACAUGAUUUUUUUGCCACAUUCAAACAACUUCUGCUGUUCAGGAAUCCAUACCGACAUACUUUGCUUUAUCCGCUGCUGUGAUUAAAUAACAUCUUCAUAGGAAAUUACAGCAGGAAAGGAAAGAGAUUCAAUACGAUCAAUCUCAAAACCAAACAGGUUGUCAGACAGGUUUCUACUUCAGCUGUUAGUGUCCCUGAAUUGAUAAAUGGCACAAAAAUGGCAACAGUUUUUAAUCCAACGUUCACAAUAAUCCAACAUUGCUGCAGUAUGAUUAAGUAUUGAGGCACUUUUUGGUGGUUCCUUCUUUUUUACUUUGCUUUUACUGCAUCUCAGUUUGCAGCUCCUCAUUACAUCAAUAAAGGACAAAAAACAAUAAUUACAAACUACAAAACAUGGAUGUUAACAGUAAAAGAUUUUGAUUGCUUUGAAGACCAAAGUUGCAAUUGUUUCAUGAGGACAAAAUUCACCAGGCUGGACUUUAUACAACUUAUGAAAACAAGCAAAACAACCAAGAGUCAGACUUAUUAUUAUUCACCAUGUGUAUGUUGUUCAAUGUUCCUGUCAUCCUUGUAACAGGGGCGUGUCUAAAGUAGGUAGACAGGGGUGGCACAGACCCUCCUUUAAUUCAGAUUGCCCACCCCAUAAGCCACACCAAAAUGCAAGACUAUGAUUGGCUGUUGACUGGCCUGUCAGAGGUGAGACCAGUGUAAAUAUCUGUAGUUUAGGAGAGUUAUACGUUGUCUCUUAGUUGUGAUAGUUUUGUUGGUCUUACAGUUGGAGCUACAUUGAAGAAAACAGAUUCACACAAGUAUACUGUAUUGUAAAAAUCUGGCCAUUUCACUGCUUUCAUACUUACUGUAAUCAAACCCUGUUGUCAAGGAUGAAGCCCAACAGGUGGAUCUCUUUUGUCAGUAUCAGGAUCAACCUGAGCUCAAUCUGAUUUGAAUUGAUCUGCUUUUCUUUCCAUCUGUGUUUAUCCAUCUGAAAAUAAUGAAGUUGUAAGAAAAUACAGUUGGCCUAAAGCCAAAAACAUACAGGAUCUGUAUUGAGCGCAUUCCAAAUUUGCUCUGUAGAGCAGUGUUGUCUAUUUCAUACAGGAUGCAUAUUUGGAGCGCAGCAGCAGCGUAGCACAGCCCCGGUCAGCCGGGCUCAGUAUAAAGGAAACAACAUGCUCACAACAGGUUGUUUUGCCUUUCUGUGGUCGAUUUCCUGCUAAUUUGGAUAUAAUUCAGUGACUGUUGAGCCUCUACUGUAUGUGAAAAAGCACCGUGACUUUAAAGUUUCGGUUUUGCAGGUUUACUCGUGUUUAAUAAAGUAAACUAUGUUCCUUUAUGCUGUGCUGUUACCUUCAGACAGAGUUAGCAAAAGUCCUGCUGGGGUCCACAUGGAUCAGGGAUUAACCAUCGGGUUGCUCUGUGUUACUGAUAAAUCCAUAACCAAGAAGUAAUUCUCAUCGACACGAACUGAUACACAGUUGGAGUUUGCAUAUGGUGAUUUAUUUUGAAGUACCGGAUGACGUGCGUGGUUUUUCGUGCUUGACUUCCUGUCUAGGACGGCCUUCUCUGUGUGGAUUGGAAGCGUAGAGCAGCAAAAAUAGACUCGCCGCGUAUCUUUAGCAGUGCUGCUCUCAAUACGAUGCUGCGAUGGAGCUGAUACACGUCCUGUAUGUUUUACAUAAUCUUUUGAGUUUUUAAUCCUUCAGCCGUCUUGAAUUUGAUGGUUUUUAAUCAUGUUUUCUUUUUAUAUUUUAUUAAUAAUGAUUUUUUGCCUUUAUUCUUCUGUUAUCCCUUCAUGUUCACACUUUUAAUAAUCCUAAUUUGAUCACCCCCUCUCCGUCUCUCUUGUUAUACCCGGCUCCUCAUGCGCACACGCGGUAAGCAGCUGUGUCUCCUGUGUGCAUGUGCGCACCUAAGUGUACAUUUCCCUGUCCAAAGUGUGGGCACCAGCUGGGGCCACCAGCUGUGUGUGUAGUACAAUGAGCACAUGCGUGUGUGUGUGUGCGUACGAAGACCCAUUUGCAGGUGUGGGCACGUUCCUGUUUUUUCUCCGGCAGCUGUGUGUUUAGUGUGUGUUUGGUUGCAGACAGCUGUUUAGUAGCAGGUGAUGAUUUUAGGAGCCAAGCAGACAGUCAUCCAGGCAGGCGGCCAGGCUGAGCUGAGCUGGGCCCCCAUGAUGUAAGCAGGCCUGGGUUGGGCAUUUGCUCAACCCGGGCCUUCUGGUCCUCUGCUGGAUGGCUGCUGGUUCAGAGGGGACCCAGCUGUGGGUGUCAGUGUUUACACAGAACUCUAAACCACCCUGACUCUACGGACAGAUGACUGAAUAAUAUUGCCUAUAAAUCAGUCACAGUAACACUUGGGUCUAAACUUAGAGCCUAAACUGGAUUUUAAAUGUGAACUGAUCAGAUUAGCAUUUUGGUCUCUGCUCCAUGAAGCCGUGAAAUGACAGACAUGAGGAAAGAGGUAUAGAGAGAGGUUAAGCAAAGUGAUGGAGGAAGGGUGGGGUUGUUUAUUUGGAGUGGAAAACAGUAUAGCUCUGGCAAAAAAAUAAGCAAAUAUGCAAGAAUUAAGUAAAUAAAGAAGAACGAAAGAUAUACAAGAUAACAAAACAGCAGAAACUGUAGCUGUCAGCAAAUUGUUACUCUAACUGCUGCCUAUAAAGAGUGAAUAGGAAGCGAAUGGGACCCAUAUGGUUCCCCACAGUCACUCCAUCUAUAUAGAAGACCUGUCUAAAAGCUCAUUAAAGCCUUAUGACACCAGCCUUACCUCUACUAAUAAAAACAGACAGAUGGUUAUCAAGCCCAAUGAUGAGACACCAGCUGUGCUCAUGACACUCCACAGCAGAGAUUUUCUUUUCAGUAGGAAAAACAAGCAAAAGAAGACUGAGCUCGCUUUUUGUUUAGCUAUGACUCUGGUUACAUAAGAUUUACUAACAUCCAAAGUUAAACAGAAGGACAAAAGUGAAUAUCCAGCUUUGAAAAAUGGUGCAGAAUUUUUGGAUGUCGAUUAUUGCACUUUCAAUUAAAUUCAGAUUUAAUGCAGAUAAAUACUUUAGAUAAUUACAAAUGGGGCCCAGUCAAUGUAAAGGAAAAAGCAUUAGUGCUACUGUAGAUGCCAACAGACUACCAGCAAACACAAUGUUUGCAGGACUUAUACAACCAGUAAGUGGUAAACAAUUUAGUAUUGCUACAACACGCAGCAGGUCUCAUUUGACAAGAAACACUUCUGUUACAGACACUUGGCUUACUUUGUUAAAGUGGUUUACCUGUCCAGCAGAAAGGUUACAGGGUCAGUAAGAUCCCGAAGCGUCCCCCAUCCAUCGUUUAUGCCAUGUUGACCCGGAGUCUUAGCUCUUGCCCAGCUUUUUUAGCGCCUAUUAUUCCGCCAGAGUCUCUGGUAUUUACUUUGUUUUCUUGCUUGUGUCGGCAGUCGUGGUUAAAGGAGGAUUCUGACAAUUUUCUGUACUUUCUGGUUGGUUUCUACUGUCCGAUAUUGUAGCAUGCUAACUUUGUUUGGGCUUGUAAACGACACGGGGGAGCAGCGUCUGCAUCACAACCAAUCAGGUUUGGGGAGGCAGAGAACGGCUUUGUUUACAGUCAGAAAGAGCGGGCCGCUCAAAAAAUUUAAAAUGUUGACGACACAGACAGAAGAGAAAACAGCGAUAUUGUUAUAUUACCAAAUGUCAUCAAUAACUAAUACCUAUUGACUGUAUAUACACCACAAAAUAAGAUGCUUCCUUUAUCGAUUUCUGCCUACCCCACCUUUAAGUCUAACCAUUUUUAUCUGUAGGAUUGUAAAUGCGGAUAUACAACCUGCUUAUUAUCUGCAUGGUCUGCAGGCGCCACUGAGGACAAAGUGCAGAGAGGAUGCAGUUAAAUGAUGUGAGGCUUUCAGAAACAGAAACGACCUACGCACUUUAGUCCUAACUUCACAAUAUCAUGAAUGUGUAAUUUAGCAGAUGUGGUCAUAUAGAAGGGAAACAUCAUAUCCAGGUUUCUGUCAGACUGAUCCUCAAACUAGCUCCUAAUAGAUACAUGAAUUCAUUAUGGCCGCUUAUACAUUAGGAUCCAUGCAAGACAAAUGUAUUUAAAUGCACAUAACAGACUAGAACUUGCCCUAAAUCACAAACAAAUGCACAACAUAAGAAUAUUAAAAACGUCGUUUUCCCUGGAAUGAUCUGAAAAAUGGAAAUAAAGCCUGAAAAUAGCACUGAGCGCUUCCAGGAAGAAUGAAAGGUUUUAAGAGUAAUGAGAAGAUGAAAAAAUGAAGCCAAGAGUAGCAUGCUCGCUUACACAAAAACUCCCUCUCACACGCAUGCAUCAUAUGUGCGAUGUGGGCCAUUAGUCUAAGCUGUCACUGAAUAUACUAAGCCGAAUCAUUAGCAGGAUGGUUGUCAGGUGUGCUUGAGUGGCCAUUAGUGCAAGAGAGGAUGGCGAGGAAGAAAAGCUGUAGGAAGAUAAUGAGUGAGACUGAGUCUGCGUUCGCAUUUUGCUAAACUCUUAUAUGACUGGCCAUUAAACUGAGAAUGUGCAUCGCAUGCUGUUUGGAUGUAAAAGGAGAUUCAGUGUGAUGUUUUUUUUUUUUUUUGGCUUAAAAUGACUAAAGCAGAGCAGUGGUUAAAUUUGCAUGAGGAGCUUUCGUUAAAGGUGGCGUGCGGCGAAGAAAAGGCUGCGUUUCCUAUUACCCAAUAUCACCCAAUAUACCACAAAGAUGAGGCUCAUGCUUCACUCCACAAUCAGUCAUCGGAGAAGUAAUACAGAAUACAGAUUUUCUAUUCAAUACUACUUUUCUUGAGGGAAGCAGAGUAACAAGGUAACGUAUUGAUUGAUAGCUUCAGUUUCAUGCUACACAUCACAGGCCCAGUGUCAUAUGUGUGCUCAGGUGUCCCUCAGGUGUUUGAAUCAUGUAAAUAUGCACAUGGUCGAACUCCUUUGUCCUCGAUCUUGACAUACACUGGAGGGGAGUGUUGUGAUGGAGUUCAAACUGUACCCGUGAUUUGUUUAAGGAGCACAACCAUAGCGAAUGAAUCAUGCGCUCACACUGUGAGGUCUGAUUUUUCAAGCACAACCUGGUUAUUCACACUGUACAGAUGAAUAUUACAUCAGGGUCAGAGCGUGAACAGCCAUCAACAAAGUCUCCUUUGGAAACUGACAAACAGAAGUUGAAGUCAAUGAAGACAUCUUUACAAACAGAUAUAAAGCACUGUCGGCUAAAAUCAUCACCUCUCUGAUGCAUGAUCAGUAGGGGUGCACUGAUCACCGAUCUUUAAAAAGCUUGACCUGCCGAUACCUAUUGAUACCUUUUAUCAGUACUGAGAACAUACACCUUCGAUGCUCCAAUCUUAUUUUAAUGAACAACAUUAAACAAUACUUGUGCAGAUAAAACAAACACAUAAAGGUUUGUAUAGUUCCUCAUGAGGUAGUUCUCUCAAAUAUGAAUUAAAAGUUUAGAAUAUUGGUGUCCAAACUACUAAAUUAUAUCAGUUUGUUUAGUCUUUUAUUUUCCACAUUUUAAAAAUUAACAAUACUUGUGCAACAGGUCACACUGCAGGCCUGUUUUGAUAAUAUCGCAGGACGGGAAAUGUCACUGAUGUGGACACUUGUAUUGACAGGAUACGGGUUCGAAAAAAAAAAUUGAUGUCCGAAAUAAUCGCACGAAAAAAACGCUCCCAGUGUGAAAGGACAUUAAGUUUGUAAAAGCAGGAUUUUCAUGAGAACUGUUGCAUCAGAUUGUCCUCCUAAUGUAAUGUCUGAUCAGUUUGUACUUCAGUUCACAUCAGAGCGUGUCACCAUGGUGCUUUCACCGACUGUCUGCUUUUUUAUGGAGGCACAAUCAGGACAAAAUGCUCUUAAAUUGGGAAUUGGGUGGUGGUCAUGACUUGACCGUGUGAGAGCACCUGAAUUUCUAACACAUAAGAAAAUUAUCCAACCAGUCAGGAGCAGAUGAUGAGGCUGUGAUUUGCCCUCAAGUGCCCUGAACACUGCAUGACGAACGACAAAUAAUCAAGCUUAAAUUCAGUGCAACUUCAAAAUCCGUCAUGUGAAUGAAGCUCUGAGAUAGAAUUAGCCUCAAUUCACACGGUGUACACCCAGCUUGUGACUUUGUGUGAGAUCGUGGCAAAUUGUUUUUAAAGCUGUCAAAAAGCACACACACAAGAGUAGUAGAAAGUGAGUAAAAUGUUAAGUAUUGCAGCGGUUUCUUUCCAGCUGCCAACCUGAACUUUAGACACAUAUCUCAUCACCUAUAUGCCCCUGUGAACCUUCAGGAGGAGAUCCUUGUUGACAUAGUAUUGUGCUCAUGUACCAGAGGAGUGCAACAUCUUAAAUACAACAUGUUUUUUUGUAAUGUUGUAUUUUUAGAGCUGAACUCAACACCUUCCAUGUUUUUUCUCACAGAAUCUCAUGAUGGAAAACAAAACUCACUGCAGGAUCAAAUCUAGAUUAUAUAGUUGGGCUCAACUGUCAGCUCUUCGACACUUUUGCUUAAUUUAGUGUUUACCUUUUGCUUUAUUCAGAGUCUCCUAUGACUCGAUGGUUUGAUGAAUUCCUCCUACAGAAGUCUUGGUUGAAAAUUCUACAUCCACUUAACUUACAUGAUCACUGUCUUUACAUGCAGUACAUGUUUUCAUGCAUCAAUACCACAAAGUUUAUCAUUUCUUGUUAAUUUUUUCUCUCUUUUCUGAUUUUAUCGGACAUUACUGCCACGCCUGACAGCCGGUCUUGGUGCCAGAUUCACAUCAAUAUUCAAUUCCAAUGAUUCUGUGUCACUGCCUGGCUGCCACAAAUGUGUAUCCGUCAUCUGCGGUGAACUAUACACACUGUGAGAUUAUUAUUUUUUUUCUAGACAGUCAAGGACAGUGUGACAGAAUCGUUAAAAAAAGGGGGAAUUCAUGUGUGUCUGUGGCAAGAUAAGUAUUGAGCUGUCUAAAUGUCAAGAGCGUGUAAUUAAAGACAACCUGAGUGCUGUCAAUAGGUGAAGACUGCGACUGGGAACAGUGGUUGGCUUGAGGUUUCGGGUGUAAUUAUGGACCAUAGGGCUUCUCGACAGGUGCAUGUGCACAUUAUGGAGCAGAGGUUGGAGGAUGGUUGCACUGCACUGUUAGAUUGAUCUGUGACUACAGGUGUGUGUGUGUUUCCCUCAGUGUAUGUGUGUUCGCGCUCCUCAAAUCCACCAGGAGACCCACCAGAACCGCGGGAUACAGUAACAGGUGGCCAAAAGUUUUUUUUCUCCCUGUCAUUCAAUCAGUCUUGUUUUCCAGCAUUGCCACAGUUGCUUUCAACAUCCCACAGAAUCUGGUUUGUACCGGUGCGAUGUGUGUGUAUGUGUGCGCUCCUGCAAAUUGACUAUCUCUGCAUGUGUUUGGUAUUGUGUUGUCGUGCACACGUUGUCCUCGCCUCCUUUUCCUCCCACUGUGUCGAUAAUGAAAAGCUAAAUGGCCGGGGUUAGCGAUGAUUAAAGAUGGACGGUUACCUUGGAGGAGAAGGGGAAAACAGCGGUGGGGAAAUGACAGUUUGAGGUAAAUGACAGCUCUGCUAUGUUUAGGAUAAAUGGAUCGUGCGGCUAUAUUCAGCCUUCGCCAUCAAUUAUUCAAAGACCCACAGACAAGACAAAUCCCCUGUAACUCAGACUCCUCUGCAGCAGGGCAAGUGCAACUUUAGAAACCUGGAGAUUCACCCAAGAUUUUGUUUUUAUGAUCCCAAACUGUACGAGUGCGAUUCAUUAGCUGUUCAGGGUUAGGUAUCUCUGUGAUGUAGCUCUUAAUUGUGAGCGAAUCAUUAGCGACUGUGUAUGUAAUGAGCUUAUUAUGGAGGCUAGUUAUCUAAAUUAUCUGUAACAUGUUUGAAAUGUUCCCCAUGAUUCUCCACCACUGUGAAGAAUCAGGAUAAUGACAGGUGCGAGCAAACCGCUCAUUCCCACGAUGGAGGACGUGUCUGCAUGUGUGUCUGUGGGCGUGUGUGUGUGUGUUUGCUUGUCUGCAUUUGCAUGUAAAUGAUGUGACAUGUACUGCAUGUCCUUGUGUCUGUGCGCUGAUAGUCAUGCAGGAAUACGUGUACAUUGGUAAUUUUAUCACUGGUCUGACAGGGUGCGCUGAUUACAUAUGGGCGAGGGGUCAUUUGUUAUUUAUAAUGAAUGUGUGUCCUUUAUGCAGAGGACAGUGAGUUAUGUAAUCUAAUGAGAUGACCGCAGAAAUGUCAGGGUUUUGUAUGAUUGUGCGUCACUUUUUCACACAUUUCCUGUCGUGUUACUGACACGGCCAGGUAAAACUGUGACUCACUGAGUUGAAGUUGAGACUUGACUGAAACGCCAACAGUUUUUGAUGGGACUUCUAUUGUCGACAGUUGGCACAGAUUUUACGCAGGUAUUCACAGCUGCUAGACAAUUAAGGGAAAACUUCACUAUCUUUAAUUAUGUGUGGGUGCUUAACUGAUGGGACAAACAAUUUCUGAAAACUGGUCCAGCACUGAGGAAGAUUGGAGAAGCCAAACUUAAAUAUAAUUUACUGCAUAACCCAAAUAUUUACCCUGUAUUUUUUUUCAUUAAAAAAUGACAGCAACAGUUUACUGAACCGCAUAUUUUUCUUCCUACAUUUAACCGAUAUAAUUUUUAAUUAAGUUUAGUAAUUGUUAUUUAAUAACAGUAUCAAUAAAAAUAACACGUAUAAUAUUAUGAUAUACAUGUAAAUCAUUAGAGUCGGGGAAGGGGUAAGACUCGAUAAGUUUCGACUUCUUCCUUCUCCUUUUUGAACAUGGAUAACUUUGUAUACAAAAAAGGAACUGGGCCACAAGAAGAGGAAAAAUUAAUUACAAGAUGGAGAUUUUUUUAAUUUCCAUUUUGAGAUUAAAGUCAAAAUUUCGAGAUUAAUAAAUCAAAAUUAUGUCAAUAAAGUCAAAAUUUCAAGAUAAGAAAUUUACAUUUCGAGAAUAAAGUUGAAAUUUUAAACAUUCGAAAAAUUUUGACUUCAUUCAUGUCAACUUUAAUCUCGAAACUUCGACUUUUUAUUUUUUUCGUCCCAAAAUUUUUCCAUUAUUCACCAUAUUCUGUCAUUUUGUAAUCUCGAAAUUUCUACUUAAAUCUCGAAAUGGAAAUUUUUUAUCUUGAAAUUUCAACUUUAUCAACAUAAUUUAGAUUUUUUAAUCUCGAAAUUUUGACUUCAAUCUCCUUCCUGUAAUAUUUUUUUUCUCUUCAUGUGGCCCUAAUCCCCUUUCAAUUUUUAUCAUUUGUUGUUGUAUUCUUUACUUUUUUGUAAUUAUUUUUUAAUUUUUUUUAAUGUUCAAAUAAACUUCAAUCAAUAUUUUAUAUCAUCUCUAUAUGUUAGCUGACCUGCUCUCUCAUAACCAGCAUUAACAUCAGCCUGUAAAACAGCUACUAUUAGUCAAUCACAGCGUCAUAUCUUAACAAUGUGAGGCUAUUAGCAAAUGCCUGGUUACAUAUUUUGGUGUACAAGUGUGUAAUCUGACAUUGUGUUAUGACAUUGUGUUCACACAGCGGGAGUUUUACAUACACUCACUCUCAUAGCUAUCGUAACACAUCAGGCACCACUGCCACAUGCCUUUGUGACAUUUCAAAGGUGAGAUAUUGCAGGAACAUAAAUAUCACAGCUUGAACUGGAAAAAAAACUCAGACAUGCAGUCUUCUCACAAAAUAGAAUAUGUUCUUCAAUAAUUUAGGAGGGUUGAGUGAAGGUCUAUAAUUUGCGAACUUGGAGAAAUAACAACUCGUGGUCUGAAGUGACUUUUGGAUGAAUGGUCAACUGUACAGACAUCAUAAAUGCAAAUCCGUAUCUAUCUUAUACCACCGCCUACACUUAUGUUAAAAUUCUCUUGACCUUAGAGCUUUUCUCCCCAUAGGACUCGCCUCCGCCUAACACUUAUAAUGUGAGUGAGUCAUUUGAAAAGGCUAACGGACGUCCUUACCUGCAACCCCGCAGUGAAGGAGCCAGGAGACGGCAGAGCUGCUUCCUCUCUGCCGCACCACGGGACAACGUCUUCCUGCGAUGUGACCCCAGCAUACCAGGUUACACACACAUCCACACAAAUACACACAACAGCAUUAUACUAAUAGAAACUGAUCCACUUCAUGCGGAUGGGGGAAAAUCAAUUCACAAAAGUAGCUGCAUUUUUGACGGGAUCAGUUUUUCCCUGGGAUCAAUUUAUUUUGAGAUGGCAACAGAGUGACAUGAUGCCUGUUUCCAGAAAAGAAAAAAACACUGAUGUGUGCUGGGAGCAGCCAAAAAGAGUUCAAGCCCCAAUGGUUUUCCCAGAAAUGGAGAAUUUUAAUCCAGGUUACCAAUAAACUAAAAACGCAGCUCCAUCCCCUGUCAGUCUCUGUGACUGAAACAGCAAACAAACGAACAAAGUCUUUUUAAUGAGGAAAUAUCACCAUCUGUUAUUUCAGCCCAUCUGAGAGAAGUUAACCUGCAGCAAGUUGUUGUUGUGUGUGCGCGUGUGUUAAGUCUCAUACAGCUGUCUCACCUCACCUCCCCUCGUUGAGCAAGUAUAAUAGACUGAUAAUUAGCUUACCCCCGCUCGCCCCGGACCAAAUUGGGGUCCUGAGCAGAAUUUGGUUUGAGUCCCCCCCUUCCCCCUGGGCUUACAAAGUCAGUAUAUAAGAAAGUGAGUGUUAAAUUUGAAACCUGCUAUUUGUGCAAAUAGAUUCUUGGUAACUUUGUGACUCUGUGAUAGACAGAUUUUUAUUAGAGCAAGACCUCUGUUCAGGAGGAAUCACCAUCCAGCAACAAAAAAUAAAUGAAGCAAAAGAUGUUUUCCAAAACUCUGAAAUCUAUCUAUCUAUCUAUCUAUCUAUCUAUCUAUCUAUCUAUCUAUCUAUCUAUCUAUCUAUCUAUCUAUCUAUCUAUCUAUCUAUCUAUCUAUCUAUCUAUCUAUCUAUCUAUCUAUCUAUCUAUCUAUCUAUCUAUCUAUCUAUCUAUCUAUCUAUCAACUCAUUCAUGUUUACUCGCAGACCUAACAGCUCCACCUUUUCACCAGCAUGCGGUCCAAUUAGCUCCAUCUCUGCGGGCCCCUAACCUAAUAUUUACCUCAAUUACACUCCCGUUGAAAAAUGUUGUUUCAAAAUUGAUAGAUUCAUGACUUACUUGGAUAAUUUAUGAGUAGCCCCAUUUCACCAAGGGACUCAACUCAUGAGGCACCCCAAACCGUUUAACCAAAAUCCAAUUUGCAUAUAAAUAGAUUUGGACUGUUUGCAAUUGUGUUUCUUCUUAAUACACACCUCCGCCGCCGCACACACACUGACGCAGAUGUGCACACACACGAGUGUGUGGAAAAGUCGUGCGCUCAAGCAGACUCACACUGGAACGCACACAUUGAUAGGUGUGCUGUAAUGCACACAUAUAAUCAUUUUUUCAGGUUAUUAAAUUUUCAUUUAUGAGAGGGCCCAUAUAGAACAUCAGGGGGGCUCAUAUUCCUCAUCAUGCAGGGCCCCCUGUGACCCGAGUUUUUAUAAUAGUCCUAUGAUUUAAAGUCUCACUCCAAUCGUUUUUUUUUUUUUUUACUUCUUAAAGUGUUCUCAGUGGUCUUUAAAUUAUGAUUAUGAAGUUUUUAGCCAAAAUCACGUUACAUGUGUCAUUUUCAAGGGCUUUUCUUCCUCAGAGCUCCAGUAGUUUAUUAGCACUUCGCCUCUGAGUCUAGGGCGGAGACAGUACUGCUCUGCACACUCCUCUUCAUGCUAGUUUGCAGCCUAACAUUGCCGAUGUAGUAGAAGUAGCAGGUAACAUCGGAGCGAUUCAGCUCUCUGAGACAAAUGUCUAUAUCAUAAUUAACUAUAUUACAGGCAUUGCAAUCCGCUGCCACGCACUUGUUGCAUAGAGGGGCUGGAGGGGCGGAGCUUGGAGAUGCUUGGUGAUGUAAGAAAUCUCACUGUGUCUGACCCUGCCGUUUGGGUCUGUCAGAGAUUCACAACGAUUUGAAUGCGGAAAUACUCAAAAAUGCAAUUUCACACUUAUUUUUCUCAUGAUAUGUAGCAUCAGAAAAAUGCCUCAUGAACAUGUAAAAAACAGGAAAAACAUGAUUUUAAUUGGAGUGGGUCUUUAAAGGGAUAUUUCGGCGUAAGAUCAAGUUAGGGUCAAACACACCGUAACACCGAGUAAGACACCCCCUUGGGAGAUGAAUGUUGCUUACUGCUUGCUUUUCUAGUCAUAAAAACUUUAGUAAUGACCGCACGAUAGCAAUACACAGCGGCCUGAGGAGCCAUAAACAAACCUCAACCAAAACACCACUCUAUAGCCACAAAUAAUGCUCACAACAUCACCUAACUUCAUCAACAGUACAUAGCCACCAAACAUCUUUUAGACUUUGCCUAAUUUCUUUUGCAAAGAGACUAAACACAACUCACUUACUCUCUUCCAGCAGCCGCUUGUUUGUAGUGAGACCUUGACCAGUCCAUUACUGACUGCUGCGGGGUGACGCAGCUCAAGGAAGAACAUUUAUGAUCAUUUCUUUAUUAUUUCCUUGAAGUAAUAAUCAUCAUGUUAAUCUUUUUGCACUGCAGACACAGUAGUUCUUUUGCCUUAGCAUCUCGGUCUGAUUGCAUUUUCAUGAAGAAAUUAAAUGAACUCGGUGUUACGGUGCAUUUGACCCUGAAUUAAUUUUAGCUGGAAUAUCCCUUUAACUAUCUAACAUGUAUGAAACAUGCAAACUCUCUGCAGAAGAAGUUUGUCUGUUACAGUCUGCUCAGAAAUGUCUCUGUGUGUUUUAUCAUGAGUGAUGCUGUUCUUGGUUGGUUUGUGUUCGUGUGUAACCUUAAACUCUUUCUGUUAGCGCAGUCAGAGUGGGGUCAGAGUGCUGAGCUGUUCGGUUGUAGCAGACCGGUGAUGGAUUCUCUUUUUUAUUGUCCUCGUCUGUUUUCUUAAUGCUCUGAAUAUAGUCUGUAGCCCCAGGGUCCAUUGGAGCAUUUCAAAAUCAAUUGUAGAGUUGUUUCUGUAAUUUCUGAAAAGUUGGCAGUUGAUGUUUUAAAUAAUAAAACGGCUUUAUAGAGACGCUGUUGCGUGUUGUCGAAACCCUGAGGCUCUGCCUCUUCAUUUUGAGAAGAGUUUUUCCAGGCUUCAGUGCAAGUCUUUCUUCUUGAAAGAAAACAGCUCGUGUUCGUGUGCAGCACAGUAAAUGUGUGUGCAGUCCUGUUUUAAUGUGUUAUCUCACCAGUCUGUCUUUUAAUAGGCGCAUGUGAAUGCAUAUUUGCAUGUCUACUUUUGUCUGUUUUCAAAGGUUUUUCUCAUCAUGAAGACUUUAUCAGUAAAAAGUGAAUUCUAAUCCCGUCAGUGUUUUUGGCUGCAUGCUAUGUCUUGAAGCUGGACUGUGGGGUGGUUCAGAGCUCUGUACUCUCCGCUUUGAUCACAGUACAGCUACAUUAAACUGCAGCACAAGGAAAAAUGAUAUCAUGCAACGCCAGCCCAGUACAAUGCGCCAAUACUGCCAUGUUUUCUGUGUAAAGAGCAGUAGAUGAGUAAAUCGAAAGCUUUAUACUUUCAAGAAGGAAACUGAAUUAAGUCUUAAAGUUUACUUGAAGCAGAAUAAUUUGUCCUCUUCUUUAUAUAACAGCUCAUACAAAGUCUCUGUGUAAUCUGUCACAGCACCUUAAUGUUACUUUUUCAAAGGGUCCUCAAUUCUUUGAUUCUCAGUUAGUGGAUUGAGACCAAAAGUAGAUCACAGAUGAGCCAAAAAAGUUUUCUUCAAAGUCUUUGAUGCUUUUAUUUUGAAGGUUUCCUAUGACACUGUGCGCCUGAAAUUUUAUGGAUGUGAAAGUAGAUCCUUUGGCUGGAUUGGUUGAGAACCUCCGAUUUAAUUAAUCUUAGACACCCUGGAAUAAUAAUUAAUAUCUUAGCAUGUGUUUAGCAUGCAUCAGACAACUAACUAUAAGCUAAAACCAUGGACUGCAUGAAAGUUUGAUUAUUAUCUGUAAUCUACCAAAACCUUUUUUUUUUCUGUAUACUAUAUGUCUUCAAAACUCUCUUUCUUUACACACUGAAUUAGUUAUGGAUUCACAGGGUUCCUACGAAAGUAUGGAAAGUAUGGAAAAGUAUGGAAGUAGUUUGAUCAAUUUCCAGGUCUUCAAAAGUAUGGUAAAUGAGAAGUAUGAAAAAAUAUUUAUGUUUCCAGACUAUUCCAUAUUUUAAAAUAGAGAAGUAGGCAUUUCCAAGAAUAAUUCUAAAAAGUAGGGUAUGGAAAAGUAUGGAAAUUCCAACUGUGUAGGAUCUCUGGAUUUAUCUAAGAUACUUUUGUUUGUAGAUAUCUACUUGUCUUCUUCCUGCCUCUUCAAGCUUAACAUGAAAUGAUACAUAUAUGAAUGAAUUAUGUGUGUGUGUUCUUUAGGUCCUGGCCAGUAUGACCCCAGUGUGAAAUCCUCCCCUCAAAUGGCUCUGAUCUCCUCCAGAGAAGAUCGAUUCAAAGUCUCCAUGAACACCAAUCCUGGGCCUGGAGCUUAUCAGGUAAACAAGCUUUUAAGCUUCGUUCUACAUAACUCCUUGAGAGAGGAUGAAGAGACCCGAGCGUGCGUAUGGAGACCUUGUUUGCGAGUCUGUUUGUGCAUCUUGUAUAGGCAGAGGAGGCCACAAACUUGUAUCUGAGUUUUGUGUCAGAGCAGAAUUUCUCUGCGACCUUAAGCCGUGCACAAGAAAUUCUUUGCUUUGCAAAAAAAGAAAAUCCAAACGUCAAUAAAUUUCUGUGGUUUUGAACAAUCUCCACUUUUAUAGCACAAGGCGGAAAGAUGUAGUCGCCCACUUGAGGGAGCUUUGUGAAAGAGUCGUCCUUUAAUUGAGCUGCCCGCUUCAAUGAAAUGUAGAAAAGUGAGUGCAUUUUUAUUUAGUGUAAUGUUGUUUAAUGCAGCCACCACAGACUGCUGACAGAGACAAAUGCACUCUUUGGUUGAAGCAUAAUACAGCUGUAAUGAAACCUAACCACAGCCUAAUCUGUGUCUGCUCCAUUUCAGUGUGUUUAAUAUAGAUUACACUUUUGUGUUACAGCUGCUGGUGUGUGUGUGUGUGUGCGUGUGAGAGUGUGUGUGAUGAUUGAAAAAGUGAACGUAGCUUCCAGUCCCUGCCGACUUUGAGAAGUGAACAUCAAAGACAAAAGCGCAGAGUUUGAUUUAAACCUCACUGUACAGUUCAUCAGCAUGUUCAUGUCCAUGGGUGCAGUGUUAUCACAGGGCUCUCUGUUCUCUUUUUAUCUCCCUCUGUCUCUCCGUCUGUCUGCUGUCUCUCUGUGCACUUAUCUCAACUCUUCCCUCUUUUGUCUUCAGCAGCUCGCUGUGUCUCCCAUCAUUGCGUCUACCUUCAUGUCUCUUCAGUCGGCCAUCAUUUCUCGAUUUCACAGUCACGAUACUCCGCGUGGUGUUAAAGGAAUUACCUUUGGUUCAUUCUUGGUGGGCAUUUCCACUGAUAUGUUUUAUUCAUUUUUUAAUUAAAGCGGGAGUGUGAGACACAGAAGAUGGUUUAGCUAAAGAAAGAAACACAUCAUGUUGGAAGAAGAGCAAGUGAUGUGAAAACAAAUCUUUCAUAUUUGUGUCACUUUUUAAUUGCUUUUGACCAACAGGAUGGUGAUAAAGCUAUUGUAGCACUUGAACCUGGAAACUGUAACCUAAAAGAACAAGCUCUGGUGUACAAUGCUGAGUUCCAGUAACCUCGGAAGUCGGAUGUCGGAGCUGGAAAUGACGCUAUGCCCGAGUCGAUGACGUUCCAGUUAACAAGUUGGAAAACGAAGUUGGACGCCUACAGUUAGCCGUUAACAAUUGUCAACUGUCGUUAGCGGUUGUCAGUUGUUGUUAGCGGUUGUCAGUUGUUGUUAGCUGUUGUCAGUUGUUGUUAGCGGUUGUCAACUGUAGUUAACUGUUGUCAGCUGUUGUUAGCCGUUGUCAAUUGUCAGUUGUUGUUAGCGGUUGUCAGUUGUUGUUAGCUGUUGUCAUCUGUUGUUAGCCGUUGUCAGCUGCCGUUAGUUGUUGUUAGCUACACCAGUUGUAAACAACGCAUAACACAGUAUUUUACUCUUACAAACACCACCACUGUGUUCACAUUUAGACAUUGGGCAGUACAACAUAAACCACUUAUUUUAUUUCACGAAAAACAGAACAGAAGUGCUGAUAAAUAAAACAUUACGAGAGCUUUUACUGUUACUAUUUACUUAUGAUUCAAUGCGCUGCCAUCUUGGAUUAUGCCAUCUUUGAUUGUCUGACUUUCCGAGUCGGAAAUCGGACUUAAGGGGGGCAUUCCAGAUGAAUUUCUGCCUCGGAGCGCGAAUAUUUUCGAGUCCAACUGGAAUGCAGCACAAGAUCCCAAGAUCCUCUUGUUUGAAUUGGUUGUGAUUGGAGCGUGGCAGUGUUUUAAAAAGGGAACUAUUUUCAAACAGAGAGGAAGUCAUCAGACACAAGUCCGACUUGAGCCCUAAUUUCCUGUACAUGACUCAGAAUUGGGGUAGGGUUCAGAAGGUGGAGGGACUGAUACCUUCUUUUGUUAGUGUGAACAGGUACAUGUGUUCACCUAUAUGUGUGCGCUUGCACUGGGCUGACCAACAGUUCCUACCAGGAUGCUCAAAGUAGUGCCACAUAUCCUGUGAACUGCUUCUCAUCAUUUUACUGCAAAUUAAAGCUAAAGAAGUGCAACAUGAACUGAAACCAUCAAAGGAAUUUUAGGAACAAACUCGGACUUUAUCUCUGCAGGAUGAACCCUGUGUAGUCAGGGAGAUGCUAAAGUUGGCCCACAUGGACUGGUGGUUACGUUACUAUUAGCGAGCAGUGUAACAGUGCUGUUAGUGACCAGGUUCAAGAUGUUCAGUCAGGUACAGUUCUGAUUAACACCAUGUGGGCUGCAGUUAUGUUUGACUUCAUCAGAAUCAAUGAGAGUGCCCCACAGAGAUAGUUGUGGUGCACAUUUAUCCACAACACGCGGUAAGUCCAGUGAAAAGUUUGGAGUAAAACAGCACUCCUUAUAAUCAAUAAUAUCUACAGUCAUGUGAUCAUGUGUGAAUUUGAGUUCUUGUGGAAUUUGAUUGUUUGAACAAGUUUUAGUUUUACUGCUCAGCUGGCAGCUGAACAGCUGAUGUAUAAACCGUUGAUAGCAGCGCAUAGAUGAAGCAGAUAAUCUGCAGAGCUAACAAUCAAACAAACAAAACCGCGUCAGCUCUGAAACUUCUCUUUUCAUCACUUUUUUUCACUUUUUUUCUCUUCUUUUUUCUCUGUGCAUGACUUUUUAAGGAGUGAUGCUCCCCCACAUUGACAGAACAGGGUUUGUCUUUUUUCCACAUGCAUGUCAAACCCUCUGUCAUGAUCCUAUGUAGCUGCAUGCCUGUGGAUGUCCUUUCAUCACAGUAUGCUGUGUUUUACUCCAUUUAUCUGCUCUCCUUCUCUGCCUGUUACCCAGUCUUUCUGCUCCAUUAUUUUCUGCUUUAAGUGGAAACUUCAGCUGCAGAAUUUUUUUUCCAGCUGAGUGUGAUGCAAGAAUAACAUUGACUGUAUUGAGAAGGUGAAAACGCAAUACAGAUUGCAAACUUUGGAGGUGCGGCGUGUGCAGGGAAGCAAUAGGAUCCAUGUCCUUUCAACUUACAAAGAGACAUAGUUAUCUUUCUCUUACAACAGCAAAGAUCCUUCAGGUCAGUUCCGUCCACAGCAGAGCAGAUUAUUGCGUCUGUUUUGUGGACUUUACUUGAAAAUUUAAUAUUUUAUGUUUCUGUGUUUGUUACAUUUUCUAUUUUGGUUUAUCCGCUGCUUUCAUCCUACUCUGAACAUCAAAUAAUCAUUUAAAACAAAUAUCUCUAAAAAAUUUAAAUGUGCACUUAAAUCGGUAUAAUUAGGCAAGGCAUGGCAAGUUUAUUUCAGCAACAAGGCAAUAUAAAGUGCUCAACAGAGACAUGAGGAGAAUCAUUACGAAGGUCAGAAAGAAAACAUCUAAAAAUUUUAAAACAUUUCAGAGCGGCCUUAAUUUCAUUUAACCCAAGGCUAUGAUCAUGUGGUUUUUUUUUUGUAAAAGAUAAUUUUAAGAUAAUUAAAAGAUAAAAUUCUUAAUUUUUUUUUAAAUUAAAGAACUCAGGUGCAGGCAGGUUGCAGGAACAUGAAUAUAAACAAUCAUAUGAAGAAGCUGCAGGCGAAACACAAAGUUCACUCACGAUAAAGUCGCACUGAAGUCAUGCAGAUUCACAAACUGGUCUUGUCUUAAUCAAAAUAAAGUUUGUAUUUAAUUCAACUCAGAACGUCUUUCCAAGGAUUAAAACUCACAGACUGGUCUUAUCUGUGAUGAGUCAUAGCCCGAAGCUAGCUCAGACCGCCAACGCAGGGUUUUCACCUCAACACUGUUGAAUCACAGAUCAAGUCACAUUUAGCCCUACUGUCAAGAUACAAAUUAUUCCUAUUUGUUUAUCCAAUUGUGAUUAAAUUAUUGAAACUUAUCUCAUUAGUUUAAUUGUUUCCAAUUUCACCAGUCGAAGUGAAGCUUGUCUGUUGUAUUAAUUAGAUUUAAGGCCUCUAGCUAUAGCCAUAAAAAUCAAAGCAAGUAAAAAAAUCUAAUUAAAUGAGAGAAAAACAGCAAAUGCAGAAGUAAAAAUUUCUAAUCUAAUUAAUCCAUUUUAAUAAGAGCUCACUGUUAUGAUGGAAAGCAUGUGUAGGAAAAAAAGACACGUAUUUUAAUGUUCUAGUUUGUAUUUUAAUGUUCACGUCUGUUAACAUGCAGGAAACAGGCUUUAUGAUCUGUCACCAGGGGGAGCUCUAUACACUUUGGCUUCACAUUAGAAGCGUAAUUAUGAUGCGCCUCCUCCUCUAUAGUCAAUGGGCAAAAUUUAUCCUGCAAAUACACCACACAUCUGAUCAUAGCUGAAGAAGGAAUUAAACUACAAGUGGCAGCGCUAAUGUCUUUGCCAAUUUGAUAUUUUAAUUAAAGUCCAAAAACUGAGCACUGUAAUUUCAUUUUUGGGGCCUGCAAGAGAUAAUGACAUCUGCAAAGCUAUUCUGCAACAUUUGGAGUCUUUUUGUAAGGGUUUGGACUUCAGUCACAAAUCUAAGUUGUGCGAUAUUUAUUCACCCCCAAUGAAUACCAUUUGAAGACAUUAUGCAAACACCCUGAAAACUGUUCUCAGUCUCUGGGACUUCACUGACAUCUGACUGUAUAUGUGGAAUCUAUAAAUGCUGCAUGUACAGGGUGAAAAACUAUUAACAUUAAUCAAGAAACAUGCACACAUGCUGUGUUGAUGCCAUCUGUGGGAGUGAGCCAUCAGAGUUUAGCUUCAGGAGGUGUAGCUCCCUUUUUCUUUGAGUUGAACGCAUGUCUAAGCUCUUGUCUCAGUGAUUAGCUGUGUGACUGUGAAUCUUUACAGCAUCACACACCGCGCGGAGUUAAAGACGGUGGGAAGUGGUGCAGAGAGGGAGAGGAACGAGAGAGUGUCGAGAACAGGCAGGAAAGAGAGAGAGAGAGAGGUGAGACGGGGAAUGAGGUGAGACGGCGUCGCGGAAGUGAUGGAAAGUGCAGAGGAAGAGAAGCAGCGAGACAGACAGCAGCAAAUCGAGCAGCUAAAGAGGGUAGUUAAAUUCAACAGCUGAAAAUGUGCUCUGAGGGCCUGCAAUCUGAAGCAGACGGCGGCGUAAUGGAACAGAAGCUAUUUGAGCAUUAGAGUGUGCAUAUGUGCGUCCAUCCAUACGUGUGUCUGUAAUAUCACACAGCUUUAAGCUUGAACUGCAUUAGGUCACAAAGAGGACUCAUUAGGUGUUUCCAUCAAAUGCACCAUGUGAAGCGUCUACUUCGACAAAGCAGGCUCAGUCAGCCCUCUCACACAACACUGUUCCUACUGGUCAAGCUCAUUUAACAGAGAGACACGGAAGGGUUAAAGAUAAAAUACAUAUAUUAAAAAAACACCUAAGGGACUAGCUGGAGGAAGCAAAUAUUAAUUAAAACUGUGAUAUUUGCGAAUAUAUAAAAGCGCUGAGUACAAAGCACAAGUUAUUUAGAUCUUUAUGAGUCAGAGCAGAAGGUGUCCUUAACACUGCUGACAUUUUAUCAAACCUUUCUCCGGAUGUGCUGUUUUCAUCCCCAUAUGUGCUUCCUCUCCAUGUGUCCGUGUGAGGGUUUUGUACAUUUUUAUGCUUCCGUGGAGGAAGCACAGAUACCCCCCUCAACAUGUUUGCAUAAUUUUUGUUUAAGUAUGCAAAAUGAUUUCAUUAUUUGGAGUGCGUUCAAUUUUGAAUGUGUGAAACCCUGCUGAGAGCAUGUUUGGACCAUGAAAAGGAUGAGAAAUACUGGUUGGUAGGGGGAAAAGCUGAAUAUUUGAUGUUGUUGGUUUGUUAGUGUGGGUUCUGGCUCGAAUUUUAAGGAACAUUUUGACUUUUUUUUUCAGUUUUUUUUUUUUUUUCUCCUUUUAAGUGGAAAUUCAAUUCGGUCAAGGGAUACCAGGUCUUGGACUUCAUGGUGGUCUCUGUAUUUCUUAAAAAAGGAAAAAGAUAAACAUGAAUUUUUUAAAACUCUUGCUUCUGAGUCCAACCUUAAGCACAAAUAGAUGUAGCCCGCGGUAAUGGUCAAUGUUUAUCUCAAAAAUGUUGUUAAAUUUGCAGCUCCUGAUUCAAAAACAGCCACAAAGACAACAUAGAUGGGAACAUCGGUUAAAAACACACUGACAGCUCCAAUCACAGCUUAUGAUUGUGUUUAGCCACUUCCCUCUUAACAAUUACAUCUAAAAUUCACAAAUAAACAUGACUUAUUAUUCAAUCAUUUAUUUUACAGAUGACAGGAUUCUUGCUCUCAGCUUCUUGGAUGCGAGCCCUAAUCCAUAUGGUGUCUUUUUAAUCCUUUUUUUUUCUUCAAAUCCUGCUGAAUUAGUCCGCCAUGUGUUAAUUUGUUUAAUGAAUACUUCUGGUCCACAAUCAGAUUUCUCUUCCUGCGACAGGAUUUGGGCUCAUCUCCCUGAUAACAAGUCACCUCGUUGGAUGCUGAAGUUGUUGUCAUAGUGACGGGUUGAAGCUGCCGGUGAUCAACCUUAAAGGUGGGGUAGGCAUGAUCUGAGGAAGUGCCAGUUUUGGGGAGAAAUCUUGAAUGUAAACACUACCCCUCCUAAUCAGUUUUCCCCUCAGCUCCUCCACUUCCCUGCCUCUCUGCUCCAGCAAGCCCCGCCCACCAACAGACACUUCUGCUCGCUCGUAUCAGCUACUGUAGAUGCCAACAGACUACCAGCAAACACAAUGUUUGCAGGACUUCUACAACGAGGAUAAAGUGACUCCAGGACCCGAGGUAAACAGUUUAGCGUCACUACAACACGCAGCAGGUCCCGUUUGACAAGAAACACUUUUGUUACAGACACUUGUCUUACUUUGUUAAAGCGGUUUACCUGUCCAGCAGAAAGGUAACAUGGUCCGUUAGAUCCCGAAGCGUCCCCAUUGUCUAUGCUUUAUUGAUUAUGAUCUGGCUUUUUAGCUCUUGUCCGGUCUACCUCCUUUUUAAGCGCCUGUUAUCCCAGCAGAUUCUCCGGUAUUUACUUCGUUUUCUUGCUUGUGUUGGCAGAAAGAGUGGGCAGCUCAAAUAUUUUAAAAUGUUGACUACACAGACACAACAGAACACAGCGAUAUCGUUAUAUCACCAAAUGUCAUCAAUAACUGAUAUCUAGUGACUGAUAUUAAAAGCUUUUUUGUUUGUACACCACAAAAAAGGUGUUUCUUUAACAGAAUCCUGCCUACCCCACCUUUAAAGCAGAGUACUUUACUAUUGUUGGCUUGAAUGCUCAUGUUUACUCUGUUCUCUGGCUGUUUAUUCCUUUCCCUCUGCAACAUACAGUUUAUCCAACACAUUAUUUUAUCACAGUUGACUCAAAACAUUCAACUUUUACCACAAAGCUCUCUUGAAACCCCUGUGGUCCAUCUCUGCUAUCCAAUUUGCACCUGUAGAUGAGGGAGAAUAAUUAUUCUUGUCACCCCAGCUGUGGAGAUCCUGGUGUUUUUAAGACUUAAAUGCCAAACAUCAACACUGUACGCAGUCUGCAUUCCCGUAAUGAUCCGUUCCACCUGCGUUAGCUGACUGAGGUGCUGAUGAAACCGAACCAUAUGCCUCUGAUCUUUUUUUCUCUGUGUUGCCUCUGCUAAACAAACCUCACACGCAGAGGCAGCAGAUAAGAGAGCACCUUAACGAAUCAUUAAAACUGCACUGACAACCAGAUGAGUUAGCUGUGAAAGUAUGAUGACUACACUGUGCAGUGGGAAGCGAGAUAACAGUAAUCUUCCAGCGUGAUGAAUGUGCAGAUUCCUGCUGUCCUGCACAGAAUAAGCAGCUGUGCUUUUGUGCUGCUCGUGUUAUGCAUGUACGGGAUGAUGCUUGUGUUGUUUCCUUGUUCGUGUCAGACACUGUAUGUGUGUUGUGGGAAAGACUUUGCAUCCAGUACUCUUUAUUCUGCGCUUGUGUGCACGCUUCACAUGUCUGCGUACAUACAGAGUAACAUCAUCAUUGUUUCCCUGCAUGGAUCAGCUUCACCCUCUCCCCCUUUGACCCAGUGAAUCAGCCCGUAAUCUCACCCAUCAUUGCCAUGCCGGUGGUGUAAUCACUUCCAAGGGCUCUUCCUCAUCCCCCCGACCUCAUGGGCAACCCUGAGGGUGACCUGGAGUUGAACUCACAACCCUUUUCCCAUUAGGAUCAAUAACUGAGAUCUGAGCGGCCCCGCCGAUGUGCCUAAAUCCUGCUGUGGCACCACUGGCAUACUGAUGUGUGUGCGCACGCUGGGAGGGAAGGGAAAGGGAGAGAGAGAGAGAGGGAGUAGAGCUUUGAUAGAAUAUGAGAAGAUUUUUCAGGUAGCACCUGAGUGGGAGGAACAAUAGGUUCAGAGGGUGUGUGUGUGAGUGUGUGUGUAAUGUACAUGUCACAUGCAUCUACAGAAUAUCUGCAUGUGAGAGACACACAUUUACUUGUCUCUGCUUCUCAUCUUUGAGGUGAAUUAAAGGUCAGACUUUGAAGAGCACAUUUUAUUUAUUUCUCUUCCUCAUAUCAGCGUAUGUAGGUCAGGCAUGAAGCAGACAGGCUGAUUUAUUUUAUGUUCUGCUUUUUCCAGUGACAUGAUGGAGGUGCACUAUUAUUACCACUUUCUCUGUAAGCAUAAAACCGAACCCAAGUGGCCAUGCACUGUACCAUGUGGUGUUGUGCUGUACAAAUACAGUUUACGUCUCUUUAUAAGGAUGAUUUUAGUUAAUCCUGGCUCAUUUCCUUGGACAGUCUGGUACAUCUGGAGUGGUGUGAGCACUCUGGUAUGGAUCAAGAGCUUAAAAACAGGGGUCUGGAUUGGCCUCUAAGUGAACCCUUGAGGUGUGAAAGUAAUGUGGACCAUCUUGGAACCCAAAGGCAGGAAGUGGCCUAAACCCUAGUACCAUGUGGGUUAUUAUCUGCGUGUCAGCACCUAAUCCUGCAUCCUUGUAACCAGGGCGACACAUCAUUAUCUGACAUUACUGACUGAUUUGAUGGCUUAGAAGUGUUCAAGAGACUUUAAAUUUGUGGUGUAUCAAAGGGAUAUUUUAGGGUCAAACACACCGUAACACCGAGUUAGACACCCUGUCGAGAGAUGCACGUUGCCGACCGCUUGCUUCUCUAGUUAUACCAACUUUAGUAACGACCGCACGAUAGCAAUACAGAAAGCCAUGCGCUCAACCAAAACGCCACUCAAUAAUCAAUUUGCACUGUGCGCUGUAGUUCUUCUGUAUUAGUGUCUCUGUCUGAUUGCAUUUCCAUGAAGAAAUGGUCAUAAAUGUUCUUCCUUGAGCUGCAAAACCCCACUGCAUUAGAUGGACUCGCCCGGAGGUCUCCGUAUAAACAAGCGACUCGACAAAGUUAAAAAGAUGUUUGGUGGCUAGUGCUAUGGCUGGGACCAUGUAUGUAUUGUUGAUGAAGUUAGGUGCUGUUCUGAGCAUUAUUUGUGGCUAUAGAGUGGUGUUUUGGUUGAGCGUGUGGCUCUCUGUAUUGCUAUCCUGUGGUCGUUACUAAAGUUGGUAUAACUAGAGAAGCAAGCGGUCGGCAACAUUCAUCUCUUGACGGGGAGUCUAACUCGGUGUUACGGUGUGUUUGACCCUAAAUUUAUCUAACGCUGGAAUAUCCCUUUGAAGACCCACUCCGAUUAAAAUCAUGUUUUUCCUGUUUUUUACAUGUUCAUAUGGCAUUUUUCUGACAAAUUAAUUUUACGCCGGAAUGUCCCUUUAAUGUGUUUCCCUUUCUGUUGUCUUUGUUUGUGUGUCUGCAGUUGAGUCCAGGUCUCAUGAACACAGUCAUGAAGGGCACCUUCAAUGUGACGCUCAACAACCCUCUGGGCCCCUGCUGCUCCCCUCGCGUGGCCCCUGGCCUCUUGACUGCCCACAAGACCAUUAGCACCAUUCCACCUAAUAUCUCCAACGCCAGCAGCACUUCUUAGAUCUUCAAGAAGGGGUCAAAGUGGAGGGGUGAAGGUUGAGCAGGGUUAAAGGUCAUCACAUUUUAUUUCAUACUCUGGAGAAAGCUGAUUUCCAUGAAUAUUUAUGAUUCUGUAUGAUUGCUUAAUGUAAUAAAGAAAAUGUACUUGC
This is a messenger RNA of Xyrichtys novacula (pearly razorfish), 57005 nucleotides long. Lineage: Eukaryota; Metazoa; Chordata; Actinopteri; Labriformes; Labridae. The record is from the annotation of a GenBank genome assembly.